GUCUCCCGUAGGGGUCGCUGUUCGGGCGCUGUGUCCCGGUCCCCGGCCAGUGAUGGCGGCCUCCCUGGCUGCAGCAGUUCCCGGGGCUCCGGCCGAGGAAUCCUCAGACAGCGAACCGGAGCCCGAGCCGCAGAAGCUGCGCAGGAAAGUGUCCACCUCCGGGCAGAUCCGGCGGAAGGUGAGCCGGGGGGGGAUGAAUCGAGCCGCGGGCUGGGGGGAGGCCGGAGAGGGGCGGGGGGCACACACACUGAGAGCGGCCCAGAGACCCUCAAUGAACCUGCCAGACGGUGACCUGGGAGACAGCCAUUAAUGGCCAACCUCUGGCACUGCAGAGACCGUGAGUGAUGCAUCAUGGGAAAUGUAGUCCAUCACAGAUGGAGGACAGCUUAAUAUCUGCACUCAUCAUGGGUAAAUAUGUUAUAACAGUGGAGUAUUUGGGCUGCAGGGCAUCAUGGGAAACGUAGUGCAACCUAGUUGAACUUGCAGAUUAAUGUUUAGAUAAUUGCCAGGCAGAGCAUCAUGGGAAAUGUAGCCCCUAUACAGCUUGUGCUUUCAGAGCAUCAUGGGAAACGUAGUUCUGCACCUGUGGAGUUCCAGUGUUUAACCAUUGCAGUCUGGGAAUGAGCAGUGUUAAAUAAGUCAUUGACAUGUUUUAACUGUUACUGCUAGGAGAGACCAGAAUUCAAUACGGAUGUCAACCUUAAGGCAAGAAUAGCCAAGCUGGAAACACUCUCCCAAGUCAACUAUGUUUUUAGUUUAGAUGUAUUGGCCUAAAAUAUGACAUUUACUUUGCAUUACCAAGAUUUUAUGUUUUAGUAAAUAACCCUGUGAGAGGACUUGAUCUCGGUAGCAAUAAGAGUUUUAAGGAACAUGGGGUAACAGACUGAUGGAGAAAUGGCUAAGGGUGAGCCUCAGAUUUAAAGGAGAUACCCUGAGUGAACCUGCAAUGAUAAAAUGAACUUACGUGAAAUCGCUCCCAUAUACAUUGACUACAUCAUAUCAUAAAUAUGUAUUGUGUAUUCAAUGUACAGUGGAAUCUUGGAACUCGAAAUUAGUCCGUUCCAGAAGGCUGUUCGAGUUCCGAUUUGUUCUAGAACCAAAUCAACAUUUCCCAUAAGAAUUGAUGUAAAUUUGAUUAAUCCAUUUCAGACCCUCAAAAUUACAGCAUUUUAACACAAAUUUUACAGUUUAAUAAUGCCUGACAUGCAUAAAAUCAUAUAGAAAAAAAUAUCAAACACAAUGUACAGUAAGUGAAAAUAAAAUGUAACUUCACUUUACCUGUAAUGAUAAGAGUUGAUGGCGUUUCCUCCGUUUCAGCGCCUAUUUCUGUAACACCAACCUAUGGGCCAUCCUCCGCUCCGCCUGUGAUCCUCUCGCUGACUUCUUUGAUUUGCCCUGCCUGGGACGCAUCCCCAAGUAAGGGAAAAAUUCUUCAGUGGCAUGUGCACACUGGCUUCAGAACGGAGUUUAGGGGGUUUCAGUAGCAAUCAGCGCAUGCACCAUUUUGCCUAUUGGUGGAUAGCAGAGGGACCUCCUGUGGGAGGUCUUUUCUGGUCUUCCUUGUCAGACAUUGCUGAGGUAUUGACUGACAGCUGGGAGAAAAAAAAUAUUUUAAAAUAGUUUUUUCUCCUUUUCUAUUUGCUAGCAAAACUGUAGUUUGCCAAAGAUAAAUAAUUAGUGCAAGGAGACAGUAGAUGAGCUAUAAAUACUAAGGUCACUAGAUAGGAAAUUGUUUGGCGAAUUGCAAAUUUGCUAAAUAGUUGAAUUAGAUUUUAUUUUCAAUGUCUCUGUUUUUGUCUAAAUAAUGCCAUUCCCUUUUCAUCUGUCCGCAAUUCCUGUUUUAAUGGAUUAUCCUGAUGAUGACUGCUUUGUAGUAAGCAAUACCAAUGCCAUCUAGGGUGAUCAUUAGAAAGGAUCAGGUGUAUGGCUAUUUAAAGAAAAGUGUAUUAUUUUGGUAGAACCAACAUUUAAUAUAUUGCCUUUUAAUCUAUGUCAAUGAAAUCAUCCUGAAACAUUAUACAAACAUAGAAUAUUGAUUAGAAGCACAUGUUUAGCAGGUAGUAUAGUGUAUUUGGUUAAAAAAAUAAUUAUUUUUAAUAUGGAGAAAAGGGAUUUAAUUGGAACUCCGGAAUAAUUCUCCAAGUCAACUAGUCAUCCAUUUCGGCUAAUUUGAAUUCACCUUGAAUUUCCAACAAUACUCACUUUAGUAACUGUUUGAUAAAUCUCCCUUUAAGAAUGCGUAUAAGGAAGUUGUAUUGCAGAGUUUACGUUGGGAUAUAGCAUAUGUGAAUUGAAAAAUUGGUCACAGAUAAUUUUACAACUGAAUGAUGGGUCACCAAAUAAAAGGUGUUAAAAUAAUUUUGGUCUCUGUCGAACAAGGUUUAGCAGCAUAAUUUAAUUAAGGCAUGCUUGUACAUAUGAUUUUUUUUGGUUCACUAAAGAAUGUUCUGUGUCACAGACAGAUGCGCUACAGAGAGAGGGCAAAUAUUUCAGAGUGCUAGGAAUGGAGAGAAGAAAAGGACUUUUUUUUGUCACUCCUGGAUAUACCCAGAUAGAGCAUUAUGUGUGGGGGGAAUAAUCCUGCAAAUCAGGUCAGAUGAAUGGCCCCCUGUAAAGCAUUUAGGAGCGUUUGCCACAAUUGUGUGUGAAAAUGGAAUGUAAGGGACAUACCUUUAAUUUAUAUGUAAAGCAGGAUUCUGGGGCAAGAUUCUAAAUGUGGGUCAUUCAGCAUGUUCAUGCCAUUGGUUUCCUUGCAGGUUGCUCCCUUUUAAUGCUUUGCCCCAGUUCUGCUCUUUAUACGGAACCCUGUAUAUCUGUUAUUAUUUUCCCACAUUUACAUGUGAGGAUGUGGACCCCAUGGUCAUUGUACUGUGAGAGGUAUCUCCUCUUCUAUGCGUUCUGUUAUUUUAUUUGCUUUAUUUAUUUGCUACUGAAAGUCAAUGUUGGGGAUAAAGUAAUCUUAUCCAAAUGUUCCUAUGAUACAUGUGCUAACUCAGAAAGCUGUUCUGUUACGUUCCAUUAGUAUAAUACCCCCACUCCCGCCCCACCCCGUUGCCUAAUGAAAUAGGGCUACUUUAUGACUAGGAGCUUUUCACUAGUGUUUUUAGGGCCUUCAAAGUACUGAGCCAUGAAUCUAGGUUAACGAGGCCGACCCUGUUGUGUACUUGCGACCUGUCUUCAGCUAUGAUCCCACUAACUCCUAUUUCGCAGCUUUGUUGUUGUAAAUAAGGUUUAUAUUCUUAACACUGAUCAAUUGUGCAUAUAAAUGCAUACGUUUGCUUUUUAUGUUUAAUCUCCAUGUAGUCCGAUAUUGACCACUACUAGUGCAUCCUCUCCGUAGUUUACUUUAUUGUAUUAUAUGUUCUUAUAAGUAUCGGGCCCAAGUAGACAGACGACCGCGUGGGUCAUAAAUAUAGCUAUAACCACCUCUUAACCAUUUUACUUCUACACUUUAAUAUGCAUAUAGUAUCUCCCACGGCUUCAGGUAUACGGCAAAUAGACAGCGCUUUAUCACAGCCUAAGAGAUAAUUCAAAUAUUUCCUUGAAAUGUGCAGAUACACUACCUCAGUGUAAAAUUUUUAUUUUUUAUUUUUAUAUAAUAAAACAAGGUAUUCGGCAUUUUGGUGAACUGUUAUGUUUUUAUCUAGACGCUACACCUUAUACCUGCAUGUACUGUAUGUUAUACUUCAAUUGAAAAAAAAAUUUGAAUUCUCACAAUAAUGAAUAACCCUGAUAGUUUAUCGUACAUGAGAAAUAACAUAGUACAGCAGUAGAUGUAACACACCUGGUGUGGUAUUUGGAAAUACAUGAAGAUGAGUAAGAAUACUGACCACAAGCAGUAAGAAACUAGUAGUUGUGAAAGCGAAUUACCAUAUUUUUCCGUGUAUAAGACGAACCCUAUUUUUUGAGCCCAAAAUUAAGAAAUCAAUAUUUUAAACAUCAAAUAAAACCACUUUGAUAUUUUAGAGGUGACUUCUGGGGAGAACAACACAUUUCUGAUUCUCAUGCCUCCCCUGUGCUCUGUGAAGUUAAUGGCUCUAUAGUGCAUGCUGGAAGACUACAGCUCCCACAAUACAGCAGGUAGUGUGAGGGCAUGCUGGAAGACUACAGCUCCCACAAUGCAGCAGGUAGUGUGAGGGCAUGCUGGAAGACUACAGCUCCCACAAUACAGCAGGUGGUGUGAGGGAAUGCUUGGACAUCACAGUAGUAUUCCCUCUGCUCCUUGAUCCCCAUUUCCUCCCCCAUAAAUAUAAAUCAGUGAGCAAGACCUACCUGAGAUGGAGCAAACCUUAAUAUGGCUUCUCCUUUUAUGGUGUGGAAUGUCUCUGGAUCUCCGUUGUUGGUAAGUACUGAUGUCUGCUGCAGCUCCCAUGCAUAGAGGGACCUCCUUCUCCUUGCCACAGCAUUCAGAAGUUGGUCGGCAGGAGGGAAGCCAGGUAUGUGUGUGGGCUGUGGCACACUGAAAGGUGGUAGGCGCCAUCUUAACUUAGGCCCCGCACACAAGUGUUUUUUGUUGUGUUUUUUUUUUUUAUUCUUUAUUUUUGCAGGUGAUGCAUUAGAAAACAGUAUGAGAAAAGGUUACAUGCUUGGUACAUGAUAUAAUCAAGCGAUGUACAUUGUAUACAUGUAGUGAACACCUGAAUUUUGUUAUAGUUGCCUAGAACAUAUAAACUAAGAAUCAUGCCUCACAUAACGAGCUCCUAUGUCAAUACGUUGUCUUUUUGUUGUUGUUUUUUAAACCCCUGCAGUGACAUUGCGUGUAUAAGACAACCCCCAAUUUUAGACAAAUUCUUUUUUUUUUUUUUAAACAUAGUCUUAUACAUGGAAAAAUACAGUAUUUCUAGAACGAUUCACUGAAAUUUGCUUCAUUAUUUGAAAUAUGAUGUAGAAAUUCUUGUCAACUAAUGCUGUUUUCAUUACUAAAAACAGUAGAGAAAGGAAAUGGGUUACAGAAAGGAAAUCGAAACAUACAUAUAAGGACAUAUGGUUGUGUUUCUAAAAUGGUACAUAUUUCCCUCUCAUGAGCUUUUUGCUGAAUCCCCAGAGAGCUCCCAUUUGAGCAGUAUAGGAUUCCAUGAGUUAUAGAGACACAGAUGCAUCCAUGUGCGUGGGAUUACAGCUGGGAAGCCAUGUCCUUUCAGAGUUGCAUAUAUUUAAUUAAAACACUCUAGGAGCAAAACAAUUAUAGUGCCUAGACUCUCUGUCUUUAUUUACAUAUCACAAGGCACCAGAAGCAGCAGCUAUGAAAUGUCGUGUUUUUAGAAUUCUCGUAGAAUGUCAUGCAAAAUACGCAAAUUAUCCCAGGCAGCAUUAUCACGUCUUCAGAUUUUCAUCCCACAUGUUUGUAGGUUCCCUUUGCAAUACUCGGUAGUUUUAAAACACUGAUCUUUAUGACGUUGCACAGGUUGGUGUGUUGAUGGGUCGCCCCCUGUUUUAGUAUAUAUUAAACUACAAUUGAGACAUAUGUCACUAACCUAGUUUUAGAAAAAGGAAUGGGUCAACUAGCUAACCUCAAAUAUGUUCUUUGGGUCACUUCACAAAAGGAAUAGAAUGAACAUAAACAGCAGCUGUGUAUGCAGUACUGACUUUAGCACAGUAAUCACUCUGCCAUCAUUGAGCUGAACAUUUAAAAAAAAAACAACCUGUGGUGACCCAAUUAUUAAAGGGGAACUUUUAGGUACCAUAAUCACCACAGCUGAGCUCUGCACCACCAUAACCACUACAAUGAACUGUAGUAGCUGUGGUUCUUAGAGUGGGUGGCAUUUUCAUAUCAAAAGGUAACUAGAAAUAUAUAUAUAUAUAUAUAUAUAUAUAUUUAAAUAUAUAGUUCUGUAUAUAUCAACUUGAACUAUUGCACUGAAGGGACUUUCCAAAUAGAAUAAUAAAGAUGUAUUAACACUUAGGGCUCAAUUUAAUAACCUUUUCAAAUUAUUUCUCUAUAGACCUCACCGUUAACGUCAGUGGGGAUUUUUGUAGAUAAAUCAUAUGGAAAGUACUUCUAACAGUGUUGAAUAAUUUAGAAAGUUUAUUAAAUUUAAUACUUCGCUGCAUUAAAUGGUCGUCUGUUUCAUCAGUUAGCCGUUUGAUAUUACAGACAAUUUUGCACUAUUUUUUUGGAGUGGGGUUUUAUACUUUUUUUUUUUUUUUUUUGCACAGUUUAUUAAAUCUGUCAUUAUUUUUAUCUGUUGUUUCUUUUGCAUCCUGAUAAUUUUUGAAUGCACACCAAUUUUUCUGCCAUAAAAUCGAUUUAUCAAUGUUUUCGUCAGUUUUCCUCUAGUAAAAUGUUACAUUCCACUUCUCUUUUUAUCCUCGUACUUUUUAUGCAGAAAAAAACAAUUUAUUUUGUGGUAUAAUGUACUAAAUACAGAUUACAGAUUGAAAUGUUAUUGGGAAGUCCCAUGAGUGUUCUCUUUCAAUAAUGUCAAGUUGAAAAUUGCUCCAGACCAAAUAUUCAGAGAUCAGACUAGUGCAAGGUCCAGGAGAGAUAUAUUGUGUAUAUAUGCCAACCUGUUGUGUUUAUGUUAACCGUCUCAUGUUACUGUUUUCCUACCUGUGUUUAGUGCAGUUACCAUAAAGAAACAAUAUCACAAAUUGAGGGAGAAAGGAUCUGAUCGUAAAAUUAAAAAAAGUGGUAAUCAUAAGCAAUCAAUACAGGCAGGUUCUUUUAUAUAACAACUAUGAAUUUCAAGUAGACAGUGAUAAGCAGUGACUGAUGAAUAAUCGAAGCAAAAAAAAUAAAAUAAAGCAGUACUUAAACUGUAACACUGGAUGGCAGUCAGCUUCAAAAUGUAAUGCAGCAAUACAAUGCAAGGAAUACAAAUGAUAGCAGCUAGACUUACAGACUAGAGAAAAAAACGAGACACUCAAACCAGGACCAGACAAGUAGAUAGCCCCAGAGAGCGGUGCUGUAGGAACUCAUUAAUUGUUAAAGUACAUGAAUGCAUUUAUCUUCACAGAAAGAGGAUAUGGAAUCAUCUGCGGUUCAAAGGCUGUCUAGCAGCUCAGAUAGUGCACAAACUGCAGUUUAGAUAGUGUCCUAAAUAAGGUGCAGUACAGAGACUGCCAGGUCUAACAUCAGGACCAGUUUAACUCAUUUCCUGAAUACGGUGCAUUUAAGAGACUGACAGGAACGAGGUGCAGUUUAGAAAGUCUCAGGAAAGUGGGUUAUCUCAGAGACUGUCAACGAACUGCAUCUCAUUCCUGACAUGCAAUGCAAAUGUGCAUGGUACAGACAUAGAAAUGCUUUUUAUACAGAUCCAGAUUCGAUGAGCAUAGUACAAGAAGGCUUAAAGGGAAGCUAUAGUCACCAGAACAACUACAGUUUAUUGUAUUUGUUCCGGUGAGUAAAAUCAUUCCCUUCAGGCUUUUUGCAGGCUUUUAAACACUGUGUUUUCAAAGUAAAUGCAGUGUUUACAUUACAGCUUAGGGAUAACUCUUAAUGCUUUUUAUACAGAUCCAGAUUCGAUGAAUAGGACAUUGGCUUCUGGAUGAAGAAGAGAUACAUUUGUUCUGUAGCAAAAUUCUAAUGAAAUAGUUCUGAUGCACCAUAGGGGGAAAUCUAACUGGGUGCCUUCACUGCAGUAAGCCUCCCUCCCCCUAGCACUUCCAACUGCUGUAUUCAGGCAAAGUGCUGAGAGGAUGGUGUGCUGGAGUGCAGAGGGAGCAGAGAAUGCCAUCUCUACUAUUAAACUGCACAGAGACAGCUCACUUCCCCAUUAACAAUGCUGACUGUACUUCAGACUUUCCAUCUCUUCUCCUUCCUCCACACCAGCAAGUUCUGAGCGGAGAGGAGAGAGGGAGAACAAUAAAACUGAAAGUGUGUGUCAGAACUUUUGAUCUUUCCUGACUGACAGAGAGAUUCCAUUUGUGCUUUGCCAUGGCAAGCUGGCUGUGUUUGAGAUCUGCUUUAUACUACUUUUUCACAUGUAAGUGCAGGAUUGCAUGUGCUGCAGGGUACACUUCUAAAACUCUACCUUCUUGCUUUUCUCCAGGCAAUUGUAAAGGAAGGCCACCUGCAGAAACAGACCAGCUCCUUCCAGAGAUGGAGAAGACGCUACUUCAAACUGCGUGGGAGGACUCUGUAUUAUGCCAAAACUGCAAAGGUCAGCCAUGGAGGAGGAAAGGCACAUGCUAAAGCUGUAUAGGGUUUAAUAAUGUCUGCAUGUCUGAAAUGUAUUUUUUUUUUUACUGACAAUUUAAGGGGAGACCCUCUGUACCAGAAAAAAACAAAAAAUCAGCCUUACACAAAUGUAACCAUUGUAGUUUCAUUUGUUUUCAGUAUUGCACAAACAAAGUGACAUGUAGACUUGUAAAACCGCCAAAUAUUUUUAUGAACAUACAUAGUUUAUUUGCAUAAUUAAAGUUUUAAAAAAAAAUACAUAAUGCAUUAAAACUAAUGAUCAUCUCCAACUUCGAGUGUACAUUUUAAGUUAGGUGAAUAUUUGAAAGACAUUAAAUUAAUGAUUUUACCACCUAUUUUAGUAUGUUUUUUUUUUUUUUUAAAGGAACACUAUAGAGUCAGAAACACAAACUUGUAUUCCUGACCCUAUAGUGUUAAAACCACUAUUUAGCCUCCUGUUCCCGUCUUGCCUCCCUAAAUAUAGUAAAAUCGUACUUGUUUUCAAGUCUGCAGCUGCUGCCUCUGCCCCUGAUCUGCCUGCUGCUUUCUCAUAGGUUUGGCUUAGACUGUCAAGCAUUCAGAUCAGGGGCAGAGCCAGCACAAAUCAAACACAGCCCUGACCAAUCAGCAUCUCCUCAUAGAGAUUAAUUGAAUCAAUGUAUCUCUAUGAGGAAAGUUCAGUUUCUGCAUGCAGAGGGCGGAGGCACUGAAUGGCAGUGCUGCUUACUCUGCAGCACUGCCCAAAGAAGCACCUCUAGUAGCCAUCUGAGGAGUGGCCAGUGGAGUUAUCCCUAAGCUGUAAUGUAAACACUGCAUUUUCUUUGAAAACACAGUGUUUACUGCAAAAAGCCUGAAGGGAAUGAUUCUACUCACCGUAACAAAUACAAUAAACUGUAGUUGUUCUGGUGACUAUAGCUUCGCUUAAAGCCUUCUUGUACUAUUUUAGUUUUUUUCGAUUUUUUUUUUGCUUAAAACGUCAGGUUGGAGUUUGUAGGUGACCCCUGCUGGCAUCCUAGAUAGCAAUUAGUGACUCUUGGUACAUGAGAAUAUUAUUUUUCUCAAUUGUUGGUAACACUAUACAUCUAUACAUGUGCCCCUGAUUUCUGAAAUCUAUCCUAGGGUUUUAGAGGUUUUAUCAGGAAAGGUACAGUUGGCCUCAAUGACUUGGUUGCUUUGGGUAGGCUGGUCCUUCUGUAAGUUUGGUAUGAUAAAUGUUACAACUGUUGCAUAUCUUCUAUCGAGACGUAUCACCUGCAGUGGAAAUGCAGAAACCUGGGACCUAAGCUAUCAUAGAAACAUAGAAUGUGAUGGCAGAUAAGAACCAUUCGGCUCAUCUAGUCUGCCCAAUAUUCUAAAUAGUGUCAUUAGACAGAGAGCGUCACUCCCUGGCCUUAUCUUAUAGAUACGAUAGACCUACAUAGCACAUGUGAUUAUUCAACUCUGGGAUAGCUUAAUUCUCUUAUAUGUGUUUUAUUUUAUUAUUAUUAUUGGUAUUUACAUAGCACCAACUUAUUUUGCUGCACUUUGCAAUAUUAUUAAAGAGGGAAAUUUUAACAAUAAAUGAGACAAUUACAAAAUGUUACAGGAACAAUAGGUUGAUGAGGACCCUGCUCAAGUGAGCUUACAGUCUAGAGGUAUUUCGUUAGGGCACAACAGAGAUUUGAUAUUUUAAUACAAUCCAUGUCUCUGAAAUUCUUUCUAAGUAUUUGUUUUUUUAAAUCUACGUCAAAAAAACUAAAGACUCACAUGAUAAACCUCUCUGAUGGUAAUCCCGAGCAUAGCUCGAGGUUAAUUUUCAGUACCAAAAGCGGUAACCCCCGAGCAACACUCGAGAUUACACUGAAGUAUCACUUACCUUGUCCCUACGAGCCCCUGAUGUCCCCCCGCAGUGUUCUCUGCCAGCAUCCAUCUUCCGGGUUUCCUUUUCACUGUGUGCGCCGCCUGGCGGAACUAGGCCGUAAAUAUUUUUUUUUUUUUAAUGUACAAAUACACAUAAUACAUAGUGAUACAGUGUAAUCUGUUAGGGUUACAUUACUCUAUCAAACCUUUUCACCUCAGUUUUGACCCAGUGCUUUGUCCAGUGUCCUGUCUGCACUUUUACCAUUCUUUCUGCCUGGAAACAUGAGAACGUCCAUGGCAUCCAAAAAGCGUCCCUUUAGGUCAAAAGUGCGUUUAGACCAGUUAGAAAACAGCGAUAGUGAAUUAAAAUCACUUGUAGAAUUGAGCGAUAGUGAUUCAUGGUAAAAUUCGUCAUCAGACACUGAAAGUGACAACAGCGACAAUUCUGCAACUGAGCUCAGUGAUGUGUGAACUUGGGGCUCUAUUGACUGUGGUAUGGAACAGGCAACGCCCCCAUUUACAUUUGCUGGAGCAUCUGGUAUGAAAGUAGACGUUGAACACAACAACCCCUUGGCAUACUUACAAUUAUUUAUGACCGAUGAGGUUAUUCAAAAAAUAGUUACUGAGACAAACCGGUACAAAGAGCAACAAUUAGUUACUCUGCAUCGCAAGAUUUCAAGAAGCAGAAAGCGGGAACCAGUGACCUAAGAUAACAUUUGGAAGAUUCUGGGACUAAUAAUACUUCAAGGAGUGGUGGGGAAAGCCCUGCAGGUGGAGAUAACUGAUAAAUUACUUGCCACUCCAUUCUUUGGUACGGUCAUGUCAGAGUACAGAUUUUCCCUGAUCAUUUUUAUAUUUUUACACUUCGAAAACAACAAACAAUUUGAUAAAAACUACUCAUCCUGCAUCAAAAUUAAAGAAAAUUUGGGAAGUAUCUCAAAUGAUUUUAAAGAAUUUCCAGCAGAGCUAUGUGCCAGAAAGAGAGAUCAGCAUAGAUGAAAGUCUAAUGGCCUACAAGGGAAGACUCAGCUUGGUACAAUACAUUGCCUCAAAGAGCGCACGAUUUGGCUUAAAAUCCUACAUGCUAUGUGAAUCGUCAACUGGCUACAUUUGGAAUUCACUAAUUUACACUGGAAAAGGAAAAAAAUGAAAUCCAAAAUACAGCAGCUAUGGAAUGGCAACAUCUUCCGUUCUUUCAUUCGUUGAGCCAUUUCUAAAUCAGGGCUAUUGCGUAACAACUGACAACUUUUAUACGUCUCCAGAACUUUGUGAGUUUCUUCUGUAAAACAAAACAGAUUCCUAUGGAACCGUUAGGGCUAACCGGCGUGACAUGCCGCCAAUGUUUGGCAAUAAGAAGCUGAAGACUGGAGAAAUGGUUGCCUGGAAAAAGGCAAAAGGAUGGCACUGCGAUGGCGUGACAAGAAAGAUGUGUGCCUAAUGAGUACAGUUCAUAAUACCUUCGCUGUUAUGGAACGCACGAAAGGUGGGAAAGAAAUCAUGAAGCCACAAGUAGUGAUAGACUACAAUAACACCAUGGGAGGUGUCGAUAGAGCUGACCAAGCAAUGACAUUCUACCCAGCAAUAAAGAAACAGCAAAAUAAGUACUACAAGAAGAUCUCCAGGCAUCUUCUUGAGCAAUGCUUGUGGAAUGCCUACAUUCGGCUUUAAAAAAAAAAAAAAAAAAGAGGUGAAAAGCCUUUGAUACAUUCUGACUUAAUUUGGAAAGUUGCUGAACAUAUCAUUGUGAACCACCAAACACCAUCAAUGGCUGUGAAUAGAGCUGGACGUCGUGCUUUUGGAGUUGUUAACACGGGACGCCUGACUGGUCAUCACUUCAUGGACUACAUCCCACCAACCGAGAAAAAGUCAGCACCUACAAGGAUGUGCGUGGUUUUUGCUCGCUCAAAGCGAGAUGACAGUGGGAAAAAAACCCAGAAAGGAAACAAGUUUCAUUGUCUUGUUUGUGACGUCAGACUUUGUGCAGUCCCAUGUUUCAAAAUGUUUUCAUACUUGGGAUGUUAACUAAACCAAUAUGCAGUGUCUAGUAUUUCAGUGACUAGUAAUAUUGCACCCUUGUUUGGACAAAUUUCAGUGUUUUUGGUUUGAUUACAUUAUUAAAAUUAUUAUAUUAUUUAUAAGAAUUAUUUAUUAUAUUAUAAUUUAUGAUUUUGUGUUUCAAAUUUUCAUACCCAGGAUGUCUACUAGACUCUUGUUUGGACAGAUUUAAGUGAGUUAUUACAAGCCUACAAUAUGAAGCAACAAAUUUACAUACAAAACAAUGAAAUGCUUUAACGUUAAAAAAUAACUGAUAUAAUCAGACAGCCAAAACCAACCAUUGGGUCUUCUACAUUUCAUUUAUACUACAUUUAUGUCUUUUUUUUGUGGGGGUGGGGGGUUUAUAUAUAAAGUUGUAAUAAAUCUUCAAUUUUAACCUAAGUCCCAUUGGCUUUUAGCCUUCUCUUGCUGCUAAAGAAGGGUAGGUUUUAUUUUGUAAAAACAUCAGGAGAUCAUACAAAAUAAAGUCUCACAGAGAGCGUCACUAAUAAAGUAUUACACCAAAACUGCUUCAUUCAUCUAAAGUUGUUCAGGUGACUAUAGUGUCCCUUUAAGGCAUAAAUAGCUAAACUUGAAAAACAAAUUCACCAUGUCAGCAAAGCUUCCAGUUUAGCUGCUUUGGCCUUACAUUUGAAAUGUAUUUUGAAUUCACUUUUAAUUCAUGACAAUUCCCAUUGUAGUGAAUAACCCCUAUGGUUCAACUUCCAGUAUAAUGUACGGAACUAAAAAGUAACAUUCAUCUAUACAAGCACAGAUCAAAGGGUACAUAGCUCCUUUUUCAACUAUGCAUGUCCAGAUAAGCUCUUUCUCUUUAUUCUGAAUAUUUAGCAUGGAUUAAAAUUUAGCAUUCAAAUGUUGUGGAUAAAUGUGUAACAGUUUACUUUGUGGUUGAUAUGGCAAUGACAUUUUAAGUUAAUGUUUUUGUUCUCUAAUAGUCAAAGGAAUGCUGAUCUGUCCUGAAGUUGAGGUUUAGUGAAAUAGGACUACAUUUUUUACUGUCAUCACAUCAGUGUUGACCUCUGACUGCACAGCAGGGAAUUGCUGUGUUCUCUUACACCUUACUUAUAUGUAACUUGCUCCAAAAUAGAAUUUAAAGUAACAGCCACAUUCACGUUUGGAAAUCGGAUUAUAUAUAGAAUGGAAACAUCUAAAUAGUGAAUUGUAAUGAAGUGGAAAUUGAAAAAGAUGAAAUUACAGUCAUUCUGACCAAGGUGUCCAGAACUAAGAAACUUAUGACUAGAAUCACGUUGGUGGCCAGGGGAACAGAGGCUGCGAGAUGGCUGGGAGAUACAACCCCUAAAAUGACAAAGAUUAUACUGAGGGUUAAGAAGAAUUAUCUUGUGGACAAGCUAGCAUACUACACACCACACAAUCCCUUUGAAAAAGUAAGGGCUCAAGUUGGGGACCUAGGGAGAUUAGCUGGGGGGGAUAUAGGGGGAGAGUGGUCUUGCAUCGGAUCACAUGCUAAUUGUGGGAGUGUUCCCAUGAAAGCUUUGUGGCAACGGAUGGAAUGAAGUCUAGAAAGAUCACUGUUGGCUUUAGUUUUUAUUUUCUGUUCCUUUUUCUCUUUUUGUUUUAUUGAACUCAAACGAGUUGACAGGCUUAGAAAACUGCACAAUAACCUCAAAAUAUUUUGUAACCAGGAUAAUUACACGGUCAAUAUAAACAAGCUACGUUCAGUUAUUUUCAGUUUUUACAAAAUAAAACAGACAGUCAAUGAUUACCCAUACCACACGGGGGGCUACCAAUCACAACUGUAUAAUCUGAUCUUCACAUCCUUUUCAGUUCGAACUCAUGUAAUCUGCUCUUAUUUACCUUAUUUUGUAACCUGGUUCUGUCAACGUGUACUGCUGAACCGUGUACCAAAUGCCUUCCUGCAAUUACGUACAAGUAUUGUUUUUUGGCUGUCCAAAAAUAAAGAUUUUUUUGUUUGUUUUGUUUUUAAAUCACCAUUUUUGACCAACAGUUUACAUUUUAAAAUCAGUUCACAAUUUAGCAGCUUUCCUCUCCUAAAAAUAAUAUACAAUGAAACACUCUGUUUGUGCAAUUAUUUACCCCUUACCUAUAAAAUGUGUUGUAAACAUUAUAGCUUAGAUUACACAAAGUAGAUAAUGAUGCCUGUUUUUUCUUUUGCUGAAAACACAACAGGGGAGCAUCCUCUUAUUUACUUUUACCUGUCUAUAAGGGAUUUAAUCAGUACUGUCCAUGCAAGUCUAAAUUGCUCUUUGCUGACAGAGAUUGUUGGCAUUUUCUGCCCCUAAUCCUAACCUGUGCUUUCUGUUCUUUACUCCUUGCAGUCUAUCAUAUUUGAAGAAGUGGACAUAACAGACGCUAGUGUUGCAGAGUCCAGCACUAAAAACCUGAAUAACAGCUUUACGGUAUGUAAGUUAGCCUGUGAAAAAGAUCUCACAGAUUGGGCAGGGUUAAACUUCAGAUUUGCACUAGGCAACGCAAUGGGUAGUUGUAUAUCAUGCUUUCUUUACUUAUUGUAGGGUUGUCAACUCAUUUCAGAGGGUGGGUGCUGAUCUGAGCACAACUAAUCAAUGCUUUACACUACUAACCAGAAUUAAAUGUUUCUUGCCCUGCAAAUCUCCUUGUACAACAUGACAUCUGGGAUGGAUAGGGCAUUUGAAUGUGUUGCUGCUUUGCCCCCAUAGUGACUAACAUGCAUGCGAGUGCCCUUUAGGUCUUGCAGCAUACUUUGCUAAGCUGUCUGUGCAAAGCAUUGCAUUCUUUACCUAAAGGCUGAAGUAAUCCAAAAAAUAAAGUGGGAAAGUGUUUUCAGCUAUUAAUUUGCCAUUUUGAUAGUACAAUAUAUAGAUAAAAUUCUAGCCAUGUAGUACAUGAUUUAAACAUUAAUUACAGUGAAAUUAAGGAGCAAAUACAUAAUAGCAUCACUACUAUUAGCACAUUUUAAAGUGCCCCUGUAUAUCUGCACAUGUGUGCUGGUGCAAAGCAUUAAUUUGUGAUCACUCUCCCCUAUAACUCGGUCAGCCUGUACCCAGUGGCGGAUCCAGAGCCUGAUCUCGGGAGGGGCACUUGUAGAUUAUUUAAAUAAAUAAUCCAGGCACAAUAACCACUACAGCUCAGUGUAGUAGUUAUGGUGUCAGUAGUGCCAGGAUUCCACCCCAGAGUAAGUAGUCAUACCGUUUAAGAACAGUUUGACAACUUACCUGGGAUCUGCUGGGAUAUAGGGUAUAGGAGCAGUGGUGUGUGUUAAGGGUAAAAGUGUGUGAGUGCGGCAGUGUAGGUCAGGGUUGUAAUGUGUGUGUUAGGGGGCAGUGUGUGUAUGGGGACAGUGUUUGUGGGGCAGUGUGUGUGUAUGGGGGGCAGUGUGUGUAUGGGGACAGUGUUUGUGGGGCAGAAUAUUUAUUUUAUUAAAUAAAUAAAAAAAUUAUUAUUAAAAAGCCUCCUCCCCCCCCAUUACACACACACUGCCCCACAAACACUGUCCCCAUACACACACACUCAGGUUCAAGAGACUUCCAUCCAAGUUGCAGAAUAUCUAGUCAACUCCAUGUUGUAUCUCUACCAAUGGUCUAUUGCAGCAUGACAACAAAAAAUAUUUGCUGCUAAUUGUACAUGUUCUAUGGAUAGUUUGUGCUCUCCAGACCUGUUUAAGAACCUUGUUUCCAAGCUGAACAAUACUGCUGACAUGAUAAUGGAAGGCUGUCACUAUCGGAUGUGCUCAUUUAGACUGUGUAGCUCCUCCUUUCUAGUAUUAUAAUGUUUAAGGGUUAAGAAAUUUGAAGGAAUUUACAACAAGGAGUGGUUUUAUAGCUUCACUCUCAUUUUUUCUAAAUUACAAAAAGGGCAACGUUCUACAGGGCAGAAAGCGGGUUACUGGUCUACAGGGUAAUAAUAAUUUCUCAUACAAUUCUUUGUGUGCCAGUAUUCAACAGGACAAAACUAGCGUUUCCCCACUUAGUGAGCAGGGACCUCCCAUUUUUAAUGUGGCUUUCCUAAAUCAGGAUAGAGUUUAAUAAAUCAUGAUUUAAUUCUCUUCAUUAAUCCUUUAUUGUGACUCCUAUCUGUCUCCUUUCCUUUCACUCUCUGAGUUCCCUGAUCACAAACCUCCCACCCCUUUACAGCUUCUCUGGUUACUAAAGUUUUCAGGCAAGCCCUUGUUUGUGUUUCCAGUGCCACCAUGCACACUGGAGGGACAUGCCUUUGGCAAACAGCUUUUCCAAAUUAGAUUCUUUUUUCUAACUCCUCCUCCCAUAUUGCAUGAGACUCUGUUUCUUCUCCUUACUGGACAUCUACCUGUUUCACUCUCCCUUGACACUUUGACCUCCUCUUUUCCUAGGUAUUUACCCCAUUUCGCAAACUGAUCCUUAGUGCUGAUAACAGGAAGGACAUGGAGGAAUGGAUGGCAGCUCUCAAAUCUGUGCAGAACCGCGAGCUCUUUGAGGUAAUAGCAAGUUCUCAGCCAGUAAGAGUGACACAGCUAAUCCUUCCUUAAUAGCAUUUGCAUCAUGACGAGAAUUUCCUCCUACAAUAGAAUUCUUUACGCUGUGUUUAGUUGCAGCUGGAUCACUCAGCCUAUAGCUUGUAUCCCACAGGUGACUGUCUCCCUUUACCCCUGCCUAAAACAUUCCAGACCAGACUAUUUAUAGCCAAAACAUUUUUUGCUUUCUGUCAUAGAUGUCUAUUUCUUUCUUUUUUUUGUGUGUUUUUUUUUUUUAUAACUUUUUUUGUUGCUGGCAGGAGUGCUGUGUUUGUGGGACUUUUCUCAUUCAGUGACGGAUAUUUAUUUUCAGUAAACUUAUUUUUUUCUCCUCCCUGUGUAAUGGUGCAGUAAUUAGAGCAUUCAUUGUUCGUCUAGGCACUAAUCUGCCCUGACCUGCUGGAUCUACUCAUGUGGUCACUGCCUUCAGGGUAAACAGCAUUUUCUUUUUCAUACUCUGCAGUCUGCACAGUACAGUAUGGACCAUUUCUCAGGAAUGCAUAACUGGUAUGCCUGCUCUCAUGCCCGCCCAACUUACUGCAAUGUGUGCCGAGAAGCCCUUUCAGGGGUUACCUCUCAUGGACUUUCAUGUGAAGGUAUGUGUUUAAUGUAUAUGGUUAUUUUCCUUAUCUAUAUGUGAUGAAUGCACCAUGCACUCUGUUUGUAUUUCCAGUAAUUGGUGUAACUGUGGAUCCCAUCAAAGGUUAUAUUUCAGCUACUGCAAUGUGGGAGACAACUUUGUCAUCUGUUCUUCUAUAUGUUUACAGACCUUCCGAAGUGUUUAUUUGUUUUAAUUGCACCUCAGUAGAUUAAGGGUAAUUAGAUUUUCUCUUUAAAGCAGAGCUAACUUGUCUUCUCUACCUGCUUUUAUAUGUUAGUAUUUCUGUAAACAGUUUAGUAGUUUUACUUAUAAGCUUUAAUUUAGACAGAACAUUUUUUUCUAUCAUUUUGGGCAUAUAUUUUAUGUUUGUUUAAUCAACUGACAACGUUUAGAAACAUUGAGAUAUAUAAUUUUUUACAAUUCCUUUUUUUUCAUAAUUAUAUUACAGUUUUUUUUCUAGUGGCUCGAUGCACAUUAAUUAACCAAUAGAUCAAAGAGAGAAGGAGGAGGGCUAAUGGCAAAAUAAACAUUUCUUUCAGGAGUUAUCCAGAUUGGUAUGUAGGGCAAAUUAGCUUGGAUUAAAUAUGGAAUUUUAAUUUUGAAUAGCACACACUCUUUCUCAAUGCUGCACGGGGGAGUGUACUGCAUUGCGUUGCUUUAUAUGAGGUGUAACACACACUUAUAAGGAAUGCUAAAGGACAUAAAUCAUGGUAACGCUAUGUAGAUAGCCAGCUUACAAAAUUCAAUAGUUUUAAUUUUUUAGAACACCUGGCAAAAAUAAUGGGGGGUUAGUUACAGUAUAUAAUCAUAUGUUGCAUAAGUCUGCAGCAACACCAGUAUACCCCAAUUUUUGCAGGUCCUAUCCUAGCAACCUAACACCUGCUCUUAUGAGAUUAACCCACUUACUUUGAUUGUAUAGAUUGUUUGUAUAGGUUGUGUAGGCUUUACCCAACACACAUAUUAUGAUAUGUAAAUAUUUUGAAAUGCUGUGCAAUGCAUAAACAAAGCACAAAAGUAACUCAUGCCAUAUGUGGUCAUACAGGAACGAGAGAAGAGCACACAGCCUAAAGGAGGAAGUGGGCUAUAAUUACACAGACUGUGAAAUUGAUUUGUAUCCAGAAGGGAAGGUGGAUUGCCAGGUGUGCAUUCCAAUUCUAGCUAUGUACCUUAGGAGACGUAUACAUUAUUAUUCUGAUUAGUAUUUAUAUAGCCCCAGCAUAUUCCUUGUGUUUUACAAUUAGAAUGGGUAUAUAUAGAAAGAGGCAAUUGACAGACAAAGUACUGCUGAGCUGACAGUCACAAGAGUUGAUACAGAACCUGCUUAACUGAACUUACAAUACAUGGGUUCUUAAGGAAACAGGUUUUCUUUGUUUAAUUCAAAUAUAAUGUGUCUAUUAUAUUGUGUGAUAAUGAUGCCUAUUCAGAACUGUUUACCUUCAGCCUGACACCGAACACAAAAGGUGUCCUUUCUCUCUGUGCAUUUUCAUGGAAAAUAAACUGUCCUCCAAGCUAACUAUGAGCUAUGCUAGAAUUUCACCUGUAACGAUUCAGUCACUUUAGUGGAGGAAUCUGGGCGUGGGGUUAAGUAUUUUCUUUUAAAGGUUGCAGGUUACGUAACCCUAUCGCUACAAAACUAAAUAUUUAUAAAGAAUAUCGCCACUGCCUUUUGACACUGACAGUGGUCAAGGGAGGUGAUGUUAAAGGGAUACUCCAGGCACCCAGACCACUUCUGCCCAUUGGCGUGGUCUGGGUGCAAGCUCCCACCACCCUUAACUCUGCAAGUGUAAUUAUUGCAGUUUUUAUAAACUGCAAUAAUUACCUUGCAGGGUUAAGUCCUCCUCUAGUGGCUGUCUGCCAGACAGCCACUAGAGGGACUUCGGUUUUCUUAGCACACGAAAAGUAUUUUAAACGACGCUGGACAUCCUCACGCUAUGCAUUGAAUAAUGCUUUUCUGUGGGGAGGUCUAAUGCGCGCGCGGCCAUUGCUGCGCAUGCGCAUUAGGUUUCCCCCGCCGGCUGAUGUCUGCGGGGGAGGUGCGUGGGCGGAGACAGACCCAGCGCCGAGGGACAUCGGCACUGGAUUCAGGUAAGUCACUGAAGGGGUUUUAACCCCUUCAGCAACAUGGAAUGAGGGAUGGGAGGGAGAGGGCCACUGCAGGGCCCUACAGUGCCAGGAAAAAAGAGGAAAGAAAAGAGUCUGUCCCUACUACCAAUAUAAGGUACACACAAACAGUUAAAAAUCUCUAAAAUACUUUAUUAUAUAUAGAGAACAUAAAUCUAUAAAAACCCCAGCGAUGGCUACCUGACUACACAAGAGUCAAUUAUGGCAGACAAAGCAAGGAGCACACAAGAAAAAGAAAAAAAACAAUCAAAUAAAUAGUCUAAUAAUCUAAUGGAUAGUUUACACAUAACAACAUGAAAAAGAAUGAAUAUGUGGUGGUGUCAGUAAAUCCAAAAUAGGAUAUAGUCCAAGUGAAUCCCACUGAGUGAGGCUGGCAAUAACAUUCAGUUUCUAAUAAAUUGUAUCAAGAGAUACCCAGUUGAGUCAAAUGUAACUAUCAUGGAUAUUACUGCCUUCCAUGUCAAUUACAUCUAAAUGGGUUAGUGUAUAUGUAUCCAAAAGGAUACACUACAAUGUAUCAAUGCAGUUUAACCACAGGAGAUUCUCCUAUGAUAUAAUAUAAACUCUAUCUAUAAUGAAAUUAGUGAAUAGACUUGUGCAAUAAUAAUGUCGUCAAAAGUUCUGGUAUAAGGAAUGAGAGCAGAUAUUAAGGCAUGCUAUAUUAGUAUUCAAAUGAUCGCUGGUGAAAUUUCUCAGUUAAAAGGAAGGACAUCGUAAUCUGGAAAUUGUGUAAUUCUAUUGAAAAAUAUGAUAUCUAGUAAUAAGAAAUCACCAAAUAAACCAAGUAGGAAUAGUGCCUUCAAGGGCACCAGGUAUAGGAUAGAGAAUGGAGUAAGAAGAUAGUCCUAAUGUUAAUAAACAGCACUCUCAAGCUUUACUGAAUAAGAAGUGAAUCUGUAUAUGCUACAAGUUCUAUACUAAUGGCUACUAAUAUUAUGGUCAAUAUAGAAGUCUGUAGUGUGCCGUACUCUUAUUAGCACACUGAGCCCCGGAUAGCUAAAGGGUCAAUCAAAUCCGGGAAUUAAAUGUCAGCUCAGGGAAAAAGCAGAGAAGAGUACUGGGGUACACACAACCAGAACUUGAUAGUAGCUAAAAUAAUCAGGAAAAAAACGGAUAUGUUUUAUUCCUGGCACUGGAGAGUCCCUUUAAAGGAGCACUAUAGGGUCAGGAACACAAACAUAUAUUCCUGAUCCUAUAGUGUUAACACCAUCAUCUAGCCCCCCCAAUACAAAGUCUUACUGUAUUCAAGCUUGAAACUAACUCUGCUUGCUGUUAGACUCAGAAAAACAAGCAGUCUGCUGACAUCAUCAGAAGUAGUAGCCUGAUCCAAUCACAAUGCUUCCCCGUAGGAUUGGCUGAGACCGACAAAGAGGCAGAUCAGGGGCAGAGCCAGUAUGAUUCAAACACAGCCCUGGACAAUCAGCAUCUCCUCAUAGAGAUGAAUUGAAUCAAUGAAUCUCUAUGAGGAAAGUUCAGUGUCUGCAUGCAGAGGGAGGAGAUACUGAAUGUCUGGAUGCAUUUUAGGCAGCCAUGACCCAGGAAGGAUCUCUAACAGCUAUCUGAGGAGUGGCCAGUGAAGUUAUCACUAGGCUGUAAUGUAAACACUGCAUUUUCUCUGAAAAGACAGUGUUUACAGAAAAAAGCCUGAAGGUAAUGAUUCUACACAUCAGAACAAAUUCAAUAGGCUGUAGUUGUUCUCGUGACUAUAGUGUUCCUUUAAUGCAGUAGUUUAAAAUGUUCCUCUGAAUUAUUUGCUUGCUGCCUCUCUGCAGAUAAUACAAUAUAAUUUACAUAUAUUUAUCUAAGCCUAUUAUUAAUAGUCAACUUUAUUUUUAUAUAAUUUUUUUUUGUCAUUAAAGGGUCCAAGUGAUACUAGUGUUCCAUUUAUUUUCUGAGAUGCAUAUUUUCUUUUAACACUAUAUAUAAGAAACAUUUCAAAAUAAAAUAUGUGCAUUCUUUUAAGUUAAUGUACUAUUAAUUUAUAUCAAUAAUAUAUUUAUUGUAUAUAAUAAUAUAAGUUUUGUAUCCAGCAAAUAAUGCUGUGUGUUUGAGACUGUCAUUUAGAACUUGUAAAGGAACACAAUAGCCUUAGGAAUACAAAUGCGUAUCCCUAACGAUAUAGUGCCUUACUCACCGUUUCGGUUUUAUUUAUUUUAUUGAUAACCUGUUUUACCAAGAAUGUUACAUAGAAAUGUAUUUUGUUUUCAAGUAUGUCCCAGAGAGCGUGUAAAAAAUACAUUGCUACACAUAUAAUAUACAUCUACAGUAUUAUUAUGCAUGCGUAGAUGGUGGUGCAACAUGAAUGUUCUGCUUUGGCCAUGUAACUGGUUAAUAAAAAGUAGCAAAACUUCAUUAAUCUCGAAGCAGAUAAAGACAGGAAAUUGGAUGAAAAGUUUAUGUGGUGCAGACUUGCAGUAAAAAAAGUAGCCAAGCCAGUCUUCUUCCUCUUUUUAAAAAAAAAUGUUUUAUUUGCAGUUAUUCAGUUCAGGCAGACAUAGUUUGUAUAACAUUUCUGUCAGAUUUUGUACUCUUAUUAUGCUUUGCCCUCUGUUGCUCAGUUUCCCAAUUUGUUUGGCAUAGUGCUUUUUUCUUCAAGUAAACUAGGUGCUUGGUUGGUGGCAAGCCAGUUGCUUGUGUGCAGUUCCCAGUCCUCCAUGUUACAAUUAAACGAGUCUACACACUAAAACAAUGUAUCUCAAUACAUUCCAGACAUUCUUCCCGUCUAACCUGUUAAAAUGAGAGACAACAGCUCAUAUAUCUUCAUAUGUGGAAACAAAGGGAUUAUGUAGCAAUGGUCCUGCCUUUCUGUUGAAAAGUAAUGCAGUGAUAUUGUCAGUCAAUGUAACCUGUGAAUGUUAAACCACUUCCUGCUUAAUAGCCUGUUAAUGUCCAUCACUGAUUCACUGUGCCUUCAUCAUUUAAACCUGUUAAAACAACUAACACAUCGACACUAGUGAAGAUGUUACGACUUUGAUUCCAGUUUGAAAACCUCUGCAGUUUCAUUCUUCAUUCCUUUUGUUUCCUUGGUUAUUGGAGUUUCAAAGACUUUGUCCCUGAAUUGCACCACUUUUCUGCCAAUGACAUUUAAUUAAAGCUCCCUCAAUUGUGUGAAGUGGUUAUAUCUGAAGCAGAAGACUGGAUGAAGGCGACUAGUGAAGAACUGUAACAAAGGACCUGGUAGCGUAUCAUUAAUGGACAGUACCAAAUAUGAAGUAGACAUUCUGAAAGAUGUGCUGGUAUAGAGAUUGCUUGGGUACAAAGUUGUAGAAAAAGUGUCAGCACUGUGAAAGUACAUAAAGAGGGGUGGUAAUAUAAUGCUUAUAACCAUUUAUUGUUGAUCUAUUUAUACAGUGUGCAAGUUUAAAUCUCACAGAAGAUGUGCGGUGAGGGCCACCAAUAACUGCAAAUGGACAACUUUGGCCUCUAUUGGGAAGGACAUUAUAGAGGAUGAGGAUGGAGUGAGUCAAUUUUUUCCGAUUUCCAUAAAGUUGUUUUGGCAUAUCUUGCCCUAAUAUUGUGGCGAGUUAAUUUUCUCAUGCAAUGUUCCUUAAUAUGUAUUUUCCCUUUUAUUUGAAGGUAUCAAUGCCACACCAGUGGCUGGAAGGGAACCUACAUGUGAGUGCAAAGUGUACUGUGUGUGAGAAGACAUGUGGAAGUGUCCUCCGUCUACAGGACUGGCAGUGCUUGUGGUGCAAGGCAGCGGUAAGACAGGCUAUGAAACAAACCCUGUAUGUGUAUGUAAGUGUGAGGUGAGAAGUGUAGAAAUCCUCAUCUCUUCAGCAUGCAGAUUGGUGCCUGUGUAAUUCUUUGAACAGGUCAGAGAAAGAAUAUGGAGAAGAGGAGAAAUGAAACACUGUUUCCUCAUUUACAGUGUGCUCCUGGACUAAACUGGAUUGUCAGUGUUGUAUUCAAUACUGUAAUAACUGUAAGAGAAGUGACAAUUUCCCUAUCUAUGAUAGUGGGGGUUUUUGAUAUACUUAUCUAUGUCUAUAUUUUUAUCUUAAUUUAUAGCAUUAGAUCCGUAUAUUCCGUGAUUAUUCCUGUAGAAAGUUAUUAUUGUGGGGGAGUGAUGUGUUGCAGUUGAAUUUCUGUUGGGGAUGUUGCUGAUACAAUUUUGAUUAUGGUCUGUUGUUGCAGUAAUUAGAUAAGAUUUUAAUAGACAUCUGUAUUGCUAUGCAAACAUUUUGCAACAUUCUAAGGGUGCGAUCCAGGGUGAAUUGUUGUGAUCAUGUCACCGUAGGCACCAAACCAACUUUAGUUUAGUAAAGCAGUUUUAGUGUAUAGAUCAUGCCUGUGCAAUUCACUACUGUUUAGGAGUUAAAGCACUUUGUUUUAACAAUACUACAAUAAAGAUAUUCCAGUUUUGCAUAGUCUGUUUAAUCUAGCAUUUCUUAUCUCUUGCACUGCUUAUAGCCUCCUGUGUAUGAUUAAAGUUCACGUUACAGAGUAGGAGAUAAAAACUUCUAAAGCUGGGGGCGGAGCCUGACCACGAGCCUAAGCGGACGCACCUCGGCUAACCCUCGAUUAACCCACUCCUGACCAGGGGUUCCCUCAGAGCACAACCCAACAACCCCCCAUGCCGUUUGUGUACCUGGCACGGGGGAACCGACCAGGCAUAGACCCGAGGCCUACAAGCCCGCAGCAGCCCUCGAUUGGUCGGCACUCCUGGGCAGACUUGAACAGCCUGUAGACCCUGAGGUGGAAGACCUCUACACAGCACACGUGCAGACCUCGGAAUUGAUGGGCUGCUGCUCCCAGAAGCCUCCACCGGAGAUGCCCUCAGGGUCUAGGGACAUAGGCACCAUGCUGCAAUACCGACGACCGACGUCCAAAAUGGCGGGAGCAGCGGAGCAAGACACCACACAGGUACCGAUAGACCCCAUGCCGCCAGACCAACCCCCCAGAAAGGGUACAGACACCCAAAGGGAUACCAGAUGGGUCUGCCCCAGUUACCCAGCGGGACUUUCAGAACCUAGUCGGGGAACUCAAAACCCUCCUGGCAUCCAGCAUAGCAUCCAUAAAAACAGAUGUGCAGGCUAUUGCCGACAGGGUGCAGUCCACAGAGAACGAUAUUUCAGGCAUUAAGCAGGGAUUGAUAAUCCUACAGGACUCGGUCCUGGCCCUACAAGCCCAACAGCAAGCACUCUCUCUCCACUAUACCGCCCUUGAUGACUGAACAGGGCGCAACUACCUUAAGAUCAGGGGAGUACCAGACGCCAUCACAUCUGACGAACAACCUCACUAUAUGAGGCGCCUCGAAGCCACUGUCCUGCCGCCAACGCAUGCCAAAAAAUUUAACACAGAUGGGAUUUACCGCCUACCAUCCUCAGGCAGAGCAGCUCCAAACGCGGUUCGAGAUGUGAUUGUACGCUGCACCACCUCCCAAGACAAGAGCAGCCUGAUGACAGCUCUCUGGGGCAAGACGCCAUUAACAUUUGAAGGCGCACAACUCACAGUCUACCAAGACCUCACUAGAUCCAAGCUACAAUGUCAAAAAUCGCUGCACCCGGUCACCAGCGCCCUCAGAGAAGCGGGACUGGAAUAUCACUGGAGGUCCCCCAGGUUCCUGGUGGUCACACACAGGAGAACUGUCCAUAAACUCUCCACACUAGCAGAGUUCCCGACAUUCUGUAAGGCACUGGGCCUUCCCGCACCUGCGCAGGAUGCCGACCGACGAACCGCAACAGAUACCUGACUCCCCCGGACACAAUAAUAACCAGGGCACCCACAGUUUACCCCCGGCUGAGAUGCUUCUAUCUUGUUAGCCCAGAGAAAUUCCCAGUUUACUGAUUCCCCCUUAGAAGGAGGAAUCUGCCGCUAUGUUUCCAACCCUCCCCCCACCCCCGAAGGAGGCCCUGAAUCCACAACCUGUUCAGGUUGCAUUAAGCCCACCGAUAUCACGCAGCCAUGCUCCCAGUGCAGUUCACACUCUCCUGAUAAUGUACCAGAGCUGGUCCAUAAUCUUAACGGUUCAUUCCUGUUCUCACACUAAUGCAAACCUUAUAUUGCAAAACAAGUAUACGUUUGUUGAAUGUACAAUGUGUUACGUGUUUAUGUUUAAAAAUUUAAAAGUUCAAUGAAAAGAGAUUGACAAAAAAAACUUCUAAAGCAAGUGAACAUCUGAUUUUUUUUUCUUGCAGGCUGUGGGAGUCACAGGCAGGAGAGGUGUGGCUAACCCUGUAUAAACAGAAACAAGUGAUUAAACCCCUAAAUGGCAGAGAAUUGAGCAAAGACCUCUAUAGAAUUUGCAUAGACCUCCGACUGUGGCCCAAGUCAUUGCUGUACUCCCACGCACGAUUGAGAGUACAGCAUAGAAUUCUACGAAGGGUGCCUUGAGAUCCUCCAUAGAUAAAUUCAAUUCCCUGUAGCUGUCUUUGGUGACGGCUGGAGGGGUGAACACUUCUAGACGGUGGUAGCUUUGACCAGUGUCUAGAAGUGUCAGUUGUAGGAAAUAUACUGUGACAAUAUAGUCCCUAUUUUGUCUCAGUAUAUCUCUUGACUGAAUUGGGAUUGCAGGGAAAUUUCAACACAGCCAAUAUGAGUAUUUCAUAAAGAUUCUAUCUUUAUGAAAUACUAAUUUUUCAUGGGGGGAUGACAGUACUGCUUUAAGUUAAAGUUGUUUCGUUGCCUAUAGUAUCCCUUUAAUAUUGUUUUCCUGACCUUGGUUGAUAUGCUAGUUAGUUUUCAGUAUUGUAUGCUUGGGAUAAUUGAAGCAAACAAAUAGCAACUCUGUCCAUUGGUUUUAAGGGCAGUCUAUAACCCAGCUCUCCUCAUCUCCACGCUGCAGUUUCAGACUUUUCUGGCUCAGUGCAAAGAUGGAAUAAAGGAUUAUGGCACACUUGCUUUCCCAGUUUGACUUUAGCAUCAGGUUUCUGCUCUGGUCCCAACCAGUUCAUUUUGAGUGACACAGAAAACCUUUUUAUGCGUACACUGGGACAGAACUACAGUGUUACAUUGAUACUUACACUUGAUGUUGCUGUCACCAGCUAAGCACAGAUCUGUGUUAUAAUAGAUGCCUUCCAUUUUUGUUGCUUAGUUAUAACAUUUACUCAUUGUUUUUUGUCUUCUGUUAUCUUUCCUUUUCUGUAGGUACACACAUCUUGUAAAGAUCAUCUUCCUAAGAAAUGUCCCUUGGGACAAUGUAAAGUGUCAGUAAUUCCUCCGACAGCUCUUAACAGCAUAGAUUCAGAUGGUAUGUUACAUUGAAACAGUAAGAAGGUGAAAAUGUUCAUGCUGUUCGUUUAUUUCAAACUUAAAAUAAAGUCAAAUGAUUAUUUUACUAACAGAUUACUGAGUCCUUAGUGCAAGCCAUUCAUACGUACUCAUUGUGGUUAUAUAUAUAUAUAUUUUAAAAAUACAGUGCCUUAAACAAUGCAAAAAUACAAUGCAUGUCAAAGAUGUCGGGAUCUCAUUUUGUGUUGCUAUUAAUAUUAUCUAAACAUUGUUAGUCUGUUGACCAACAGAGGUAUAGAUAUAAAUUAUAUUUGACUUUUUCUACCUAUAGAUACAAAUAAAACAUUAAGCAUUGCAUCCUGAAAUUGAGACAAGCAGCUGCAUUUGCAACGUCCUGUCAUACAUGAUCCAGACAGCUGCAUUGUGGGAUAAGUACAGAUGGCUGCUCAAUCACACAUUCCCCAGGCAGCUACAUAUGUCCAAUUAAUCAUUUUUUUGGUGAUAUAGCCAGCACAGUUAAUUGGUUAUAUGUAUAUAUCAAGCCGUCUCUCUGCCAUCUGCAUGCUUUGUUACUUACAGAGUAUUUUAAUUCUAUGAAAAUAGUUGAAUGUAACAGAUAUUUCUCUCCUUUGUAAUUCAUAAAGUAACACCGUCUCUGUGACUGUAUUACUCAAUUACCAUACACAUUUAUUUUUUUGUUAUCUUCUCUUCAGGGUUUUGGAAGGCUAGUUGCCCCCCCUCCUGCACUAGUCCCUUGCUUGUGUUUGUCAAUUCAAAGAGUGGAGACAACCAAGGGGUGAAGUUUCUGCGGCGUUUCAAACAGCUGCUCAACCCAGCUCAAGUAUUUGACUUAAUGAAUGGCGGACCUCAUCUAGGGUGAGAGCAAAAUAGAGCAAAUUUGCAAGUUAAGAGGCAAUUGGGGCAAGAGCAUGGGUAAGCAGAUGAAAUAGAGAGCAGUCAAAGGCAAUUGACAAAGAAGAACAUAAUGAGUAAGAAAGUACGUACUCAAAAAUGGUGCAAAGUUACAUGUGAAUGCAAGGGUGGAACAUUGCAGACGCAAAUAUGAUGUAUUCUGGGAGCAAAGCAGCAUGGACCUGCAGAGAAAAAACUGACACAGGGCAUUUCUCUCUUCUUGCUCAGCUUGCGCCUGUUUCAGAAGUUUGACACAUUCCGUAUUUUGGUGUGUGGAGGUGAUGGAAGUGUUGGGUGGGUUCUUUCUGAAAUCGAUACUCUUAACCUUCACAAACAGGUAGGUACGACUCACUUUUCUGUCAACUCACUGCUCUUGUGUCUGCAUUUACUAUAGUAUUGUACUUGUUACUUGAAUCAUUUGUCUCCUUGAGGAAAAAACUCUCCCCUCUUUCUUUUAGUGCCAACUUGGAGUUCUCCCUCUAGGGACCGGGAAUGAUCUGGCUCGGGUGCUUGGAUGGGGCUCUGCUUGUGACGAUGACACUCAGCUCCCCCAAAUUCUGGAGAAACUGGAAAGAGCGGGAACAAAAAUGCUAGACAGGUGAGAGUUGGGUUAUGAUUCUGCGAAGGAGAUGUUGGGAGACCAUCCAUAAUGGUGAACAGUACCUUAGUGCUUUUUGGCUUAAUUUCAAAGCUCUGUGUCAGGUGCAAUGAUAUGACUUAAUAUGCUAUUAAAGUAGCCCUAUGUGUUCAGUAGACUUAUGCUGUAGUUUAAACCUCAAUAAAAAUAUGUAAAAAAAAAAGAAAACAAAAACCUCUGUAAUAGAAUUAUGCAAUGCAAAGCACCUGAUAGCUAUAUAUAAAAAAAUAUUUUUACUAUAUUUACUAUACUUUUACUAUAUUUACAAAGAAAAGGUUUGGUUUUCGUAGCUAUAAAUAUGUUUUAAAGUCUGUUGGCAUAGCCAGGUUUGUUAAAUUCAAUAGGCCCUAGAGAAUCUGUGCAUUAAGAUAAAUGUUGUCUUUUUAAGGCCAUGUGUGUGCUUUUUGUUCAUGAAAUAAGUCUGUCACAUUGAGAAUACAAACAUUCAAACUUCCACUACUCUUGCGCUGCAGCAAUGGCUACAGUAUACAUCAGCCCAAAUACACAGAAAAAAACACAAAAAAGAGUUACCGGUGCAGUAUCCUAAUUCCCUAUGCACAUUUAAAUAACUGGAGAUUAAAAACAUUUACUUCACAAUUCUAACAUUCAUAUGCAUUAAAAUAAAACUGACAACUAAUACUUUAACACGUCAUAUAAUAAGGAAGAGGUUAAUAUGCUACUAGCUAACAUGACUUUGUGAGCAUAAAAUAAUUUUCUUAUUUGAAGCUUUAAGUAAGUGAAGAUGCGCUAUAGUUUUGCUUCAUACUGUGAACUGAAUUACAUAUUAUUUGCUUUUUUUUUUUGUCCUGACAGGUGGAGCAUCAUGGUGUAUGAAACCAAGCUUCCUGCCCAAACUCCAGACUCCAGCACAGCAAUGGAGCCAAAUGAAGAUUGCGAGGUAGGUAGACGUUGCCUGAAUGACUUAUCUUUCUGAGUCUAUGGAGCUGAUAUCACAGCCUGUACCUUAUUCUUCUUGACCAUCUUCUAAUUCCUCUGUAGGUGCAGCAAAUCUUGGGCUAUGAGGACUCUGUGGCUGCUCAUCUAUCACAGAUUCUUAGCUCAGACCAGCACUCUGUGGUUAUCUCAUCAGCAAAGUAGGUCCCUCGAAUGGUGUAUGAGUGUCAGUGUGGUUAUUCCAUCCAUUUUAACAGUGUUAGAGGCUUUGACCUAGUUUGCUUGAUGAGGUUUGCAGUGCUUAAAUAUACGUGUAUGCACGGCACAACAUUUCCACUCAAUAAUAAAUACAAAUUGGUAAAGGUUGUAUUGCAGAAGGGGAGCAAAGUGGGUGCAAUCAAACAAUAAGCAAUAUUACAAACCUUACACGGAAAGCCUCUAUAGAGAGCUAGGCAUGUGUACUAAUACACCCCCAUCGUCAUUUCAGCACCUUGCUAGUGACAACCAAAUAAUGUAUUUCCACAAUUCUCUCAAAAUACUAUGCAAGGUGGCAUCCUUUAUUUUCACAUUUCCCACCGAAAGCACUGUUUUCCAGAGCUGCUGUACCUAUGGCAGUCCUUUUCUAAUAUUUGCCAUAUGAAAGGCUGGAAUAUGUAGGUUGUAGGUGAUAUACAACAAUAAAUUAAAUCGUAUGUACAAAUCAGUGGGGAGCAUUAUCCAUUUUCACUGUGUCUGCAAUUUUAAUAAUACUCAGCUUUACGCUUACAGCUUUUCUGCUGAUGAGACCCAAAAGAAUGAGACUGUGCAGGCCAUAGUUGUUUAUUUAUCAAUUAAAGCUACUCUACACACCAGAAUAAUUUGUGCUCAACACAGAGUUUCCUUUUUACAGCACAGUGUGUUUACCUUAGAAGUUCAUACUUCUUGUUCUUAAUUGGACUUUAAUCACACGUAGGAGGUUGUUUCAGUCUCUCGCAUGCAAUUAACAGAGAAAAUGAAAUGACAUUGUAAAUUGAACACAUUGUGCAAUAAGGGAAACUAAAAGUGUGAGCUGUUUUUCAGGAAGUGUGUAGAGUAUCACCCAGAGGAGUUAUGGUGGAGAAUCGUGCAGUAACAUUGCAGGAGCAUGAUCUAUACACCAAAUACCUUCAUUAAACUAAAGUUCUUUUGCUGCUUAGAGUGUCACUUUAAAAUCAUAACCAGCGUGUUGACAUAACAAUGUUGUAAAAUAGCAUUCCAUUGCUAAGGAACCCUGUAGCAAUAUGGGUUGAUAAUUGAAUUGUGCUUUUUUUUUAAUUUAGAAUCCAGUGCAAUGUACAAAACAUAGUCUUACAAUUUGUGAGUAACAGCACCAAUGUUUUGUAACAAUAGAAAAGCCUUACCCACUUGAAAAGAAAAGAAUAAAAGGGAAAACAAGGCCCCUGGGAGCCAAUAAAGCACAAAGGAAUACCAUAGGAAACAGGAGUGUGGAUUGUGAUUUUUGCACAUUUUGUGAGCUGUUUUAGAGCUGCUGUGUUUUUUAUGGUUUGGCAUGGGAUAUGUAGGUGAUGCAAAAGUUCCAAAAGAAAUACUCCCAUCACGUUGGAGACAAAAUUUAAGUAGUAUUAUUUAGCCAUAUUAAAACAGCGAACGUCCUUUAUCAAGACAAAAUAUCUGCCAAAGCGAAAUAAAUAAAUAAAUAAACUUACAUGGAGGAAAAUUCACCAAUAUAGUGACUGACAUACCUGGUUCAAAUUACGAACACCUGAGAAAAGGUGUGUGCACUGCAAAUGAAACUCCAGCCACGACAUAACAAAGGAAAGGACCUGCCCAGUCCAAAGAACCUAUCCAAAUAAAAAACAAAAAAAUAUAAAAAUAAAAUAGAACUAAAUAAAAAACAAUCUAAAUGUCAAAUGAUAUUAAAUAUGCAAAAACCAUAAUUAUUGCAAAUAAACCAUAUAAAGCAUCAAUGCAUAUCUUUAGAUAUAUGUAUGGGAUGAACAUAUUGGAGACCUGUCGGUCUGAUAUAUCUGUUUAAGGACACUGGUCCAAAAAUAAAUCACCUUUGGGCACUCGCUCCAUCAUAGGCGUGCGCAGCCUAUUGUAUAAGGGUGUGCACCCUAAAGCAGAAACACGCCGCGUAUAUAUAUAUAUGUGUGUGUGUGUGUGUGUGUGUAUAUAUAUAUAUAUAAAAACAAUCGAACUGUACCUUGCACACAGGCUCCUAAGACUUCCAAGACCGGGUGCAUAGCCUGGGCUUCAAUAUCAAUAUAGGCAAGUAGGAUGGCUGCACUCACGGAUUUCCAUUUAAAAAAUAACUUUUAUUCAGUUUCCAUAAAAUCGACGUUUCAGUCCACCUUGUGUGUUAGUGUGUGCUGUGUGUAUAUGUGUGAGGGUGCUGUUAGUGUGUGUGUGCGGUGUGUGUAAGGGUGAUGUGUGUGUUUGUGCUGUAUGUUUGUGUGUAAUGUGUGGGGGCCGUUUAGUUAAUAUCCCCCCUCCCUUCUUACCUUAUGUAGGGAGGGGGGACCGUGCUCCUGCCUUCCAUGGUAGUCCAGUGGAGAGUGAACUCUAGCCCCCUGUGGCAACGCUCCGACUGCGCGAGAGGAACCCGGCGGAGCUGCUGGCAAGAGCUCCCCGGGUCCUCUCCUGCCUCCCUCCCUGCCUGUGGGUCGGUGAGGGAGAUCUUUGAUCUCCCUCACCUGCGUGCGGCGGGGAUUAGGGUGUGCCUAGGCGCUCCAUAUAGGCAGACAUGUGUCACCUUUUACAUCUUUAAAAGAUUACUGGCGUGGGAGGGAAUGUUUGAUGGAAUUGUUGAGGGUUCAUAUACUUGGAGUUUUUUUUCUUGAAAAAUCUGUAGGCAAUUGACAGACUUUUUUUUCAGUCAAGAUAUUUAAAGGGACACUAUAGUCACCUGAACAACUUCAGGUUAAUGAGGUUGUUCAGGUGAGAACUAUAGCUCCCUGCAGCCUUUCUCAUGUAAACACUGUAUUUUCUGAGAAAAUACAGUGUUUACAUUGAAAGCUAGGAACACCUCCAGUUGCAGUCACUCAGAGUGAACCAGAGGGACUUCUGAGUUGAUGGAGGCAUAAUAUGAAUAUUGAACACAGUAAGAUUUUUACUAUAUUUAUGGAGGCAUGAGGGGCCCAGGGGGGCUAGAUGGUCGUGUUAACACUAUAGGGUUAGGAAUACAUGUAGUUGCACUGGUGACUAUAGUGUCCCUUUAAAUCAGUUCUUCAUCUCAUACUCCAAAGUCUAGAUAUGAGAUUAUUAUUUUUUUGUUUUGUGGGUGGGUUAUCAUAAUAGCAGUGUCCCUAUAUUGGUACAGUGAUGAUUUACAUUGUGUACUCUUUCCUCAGGGUGUUAUGUGAGACGGUGAAGGAUUUUGUGGCACGAGUUGGGAAAGCUUACGAGAGGAUGACAGAGAGCUGUGAAGAGUCAGAAACAAUGGCAGGAAAGGUACAAUACCCAAUCUGAUUUAUAUUUAAUCUAAAACUUCCAUUCAAUGUUUGUAGGUUACGGCAAGUCCUAGUUGUCCUUUAUCUCUUCCAUUCCCCGAAAUUAAAGGUCUGUCUGAUUACAUGUUUCAUCCUUAUUACUAUUGUCAACGUUUAGCGAGAUUUAGAUAGAUAAACAUGUUAAAAUGCAUUUUGGUUUUUAAGUCUUGUUACUCCUGCCCUUUCAAUACAUGACAGCUACUGUCUCCUUUCGCAUAGUGUUCUCUUCUGCGAGAAAAGUUGGAUUCCCUCUUAAAAACAUUGAAUGAGGAAUCGCAGGCUACGUCGGUCCUUUCCCAGCCACCUCCAACCAUUCGUGAAGAAGGAGAGGAAAACGUGGAAAUGGACACGAGUCAACCAUCGAUGUCUCCUUCUUUGGGUCGUGCACAAACUUUCAAGCCUCGUGAGCAGCUGAUGCUUAGAGCUAACAGCUUAAAGAAGGCAAUUCGGCAAAUCAUAGAGCAAGCAGAGAAAGGUAUACGUAGAAGUUGCACAUUUACUGCAGAGUUUGAUGAUUUUUCUCUGUGAUUGUUUUAUUAUAUUUUUGCUUCAGUGUUCUAAAUCUAGCUUAUUUCAUUUCAGCUGUGGAUGAGCAAAAUGCACAGACUCCAGAUUCAGAAGACUUCAUGAUGGCCUUUCCCCCUGAGGAUGGAAAAGUACAGAAAUGUGACAGCUCUGUCAACUUGCAGAGUGAAAAUAUGCCACCCAAGUUUAGGAAUUCUGGCCGAGGUACCAAACCCACCAGCUGGUUCUGUAGCCCCACUCCCUUCUAUGUUUAGAGGGAUUUUUAACUUUCUGUCAAAACAUAGUUGUACAGCUGCACGUUGUCAUACUCAAUUUUCAUGAUUUUAAUUAUUACAUCCUUUUUUCAAUCUUUUUUUUUUUUAUUCCUCAGUGAUUACAGAUCUCAGUAUUGACCUUUCAAUACUCUUGUAUGAUUGUAGUCCUCUCAUUUUCAAUACUCCUGUAUGAUUGUAUCUAUCUUGUUUUCAAUAAUCCUGUUUGAUUGUUGUACUCUCGUUUUCAAUACUCCUGUAUGAUUGUAGUCCUCUUGUUUUCAAUACUCCUGUAUGAUUGUAGUCCUCUCGUUUUCAAUACUCCUGUAUGAUUGUAGUCCUCUCGUUUUCAAUACUCCUGUAUGAUUGUAGUCCUCUCGUUUUCAAUACUCCUGUAUGAUUGUAGUCAUCUUGUUUUCAAUACUCCUGUUUGAUUGUAGUCCUUUUGUUUUCAAUACUCCUGUUUGAUUGUAGUCCUUUUGUUUUCAAUACUCCUGUAUAAUUGUAGUCCUUUCGUUUUCAAUACUCCUGUAUGAUUGUAGUCAUUUUGUUUUCGCCUGCCAGUGAAGCUAUAAGGCAUUUUUGUAUUUUGCCCCUCAUUUUAUCUGUUAUUUCUGUAGGUGGCAAAUCUGCCAGCAAAAGCAGCUUAUCUGCAGGAGCCUCUGUGUCCCUUCCUGCCCCCACCACCCAGCGUGACAGCUUACCGGUGCUGAACUCCAAAAUUCUAUACUCAAGUAAAUCGUUUAUUCUUAUCAUUUUCUUACAAAAGUGAUUUUUGGCUAAAAAAAAGUUUUUUCCUAUACAUAUAUUCAUUUAUUUUACAGAUAUGAGAGCUGGAAUGUCUGGAUCCUUGCCUGGCAACUCUAUUAUAAGCCGUCUGUUAAUAAGCGCUGACCCUUUUGGAUCUGAACCAGAUAACCUGUAAGUAUAUGUUGUUUGUCACUCCUUCACAAUGUACUGUACAUACUCUAAGCCCAAUGACCUAGAAGGAAGAUUUGGUAUUAAAACAAUUGCAGCAGGAUUCAACCUUUUCUCAUAUGACAAAAAUCUAACUGUGUUAAAAUAGUUGUAGUUGUUUUAAAAAUGAUUUUUCAUCCCUUGAAACUCCUAUCUGUAUUCUAUCUUUGCUCAUAAAGGGAUAUUCAAGGUUUCUAUGGUGCAACAAUGCCUCUGAUGUAACAUCAUGUUUAAAAAAAAUAAAAAAAAUAAAAAAUAACUGGUUCAAAAAUCUCUUUGCUCCACCAUAUGAAAAAUAUCAGUGUUAUAGUUAUAAAUACAUUAGUUAAAAUAGAAGCACAAGCUAAUGGGUGUUGUAAUGCAGCUCAUGUUAUCUUGUGAUGGUAGUUUUUGUUCCCCAUGAUGGAAACCUAUUAAAGUUUUAAAUCAGAGAGCUGUGAAUUUGCACAGGAGUUUCACUGAAAUCAGUAAAGAGCUGAGCUAGUUUUUGGUCACUGUAGAAGUAACUGAUCUUGGGAGUUUGCACUUGGAAGUGAGAAUCUUUUAAUUUAUUAUUUAUUUAAAAUUUUUAUGUUUUUUUGUUUUUGUUUUUUUGUAUCAGAUUUUUUUUUAAUUGCAUAAAAGUAAGAACAUGGUUGUUAACUCCAGCCCAGGGUGUCCCUUUAAGAAACAGGGUGAUACCAGCAAUCUGUGCAAGCAAAUCAGAAACAGGCUUUCUAUAUUUUAUCCUGCUCCCUUUAUUACAAUAACUAUAGAUAAGACAUUAUGUUACGGACUUGCUGGUCAAGUAAAAAAUAUUCAGUGUCUGCAAUAAGUGUGUUGUCUCAUGGUGGUUUUAUUGCGCCAGCAAACAUGACAAGGCAGCAUUUAGACACAUGAUGUGUCUUUUUCAAGCCACAAGUUGGAUUGACAAAGGCACAUCUUGUAUCAAAACGUUGCCUUGUCACGUUUGAUGGCUCAAUAAAGCCAGCAUGAUACUGCGGAUUAUCUUGUUGUGACUUAAAGUAAGAGGAUGGAGUGGAACAGGAGUCAUAGCCUAUGGCACAAGCAUAAUAAAUGGAAGAAACAUAGGGAUUGCUGUGUUUUUUAAUGAUAAUAGUAGUAGUUACAUCUUACAUCUUGAGGGCAGGUAACCUCUAGCACUAAGCCUCCAUUAACUCCAGGAAUCAUAAUCCAAAGUUAAGUAACCUAUAAUCACACUGUAUGACACAGGAUCACCCUGCUGUAUUCCACUUUGUUACAACACCAAAUACAGCAGCGAAUCUUGGGACUGUACAAUGUAAACAAUGGUAUAAUGACUCUGUGCUGUUUUAAUUUCAAGUUGAGGUUUUUGCGAUUUGUGCAGAAUAUCAUGCUGAAUCUAAUUCUAUAUUAUUACAUGCUGUUUAUAACAGUACAUUUAACCCCCACUUUUGUCCCCAGGGAUUGUUACACAGAGAAGUGUGUAAUGAAUAACUAUUUUGGGAUUGGACUAGAUGCAAAAAUAUCUUUAGAUUUUAAUAAUAAAAGGGAUGAGCACCCGAAAAAGUGCAGGUAAGAGAAGUGUUCUAAAGCAGGGUUAAACGUUUGGGGGUUCUGUUAUGUUUAAAAGACCAUAGCAACACUGCAUCAUCACAUCCGCAACCACUCUUAGUGUUGGGUAUGAUUUAUAGCCACUGUGAUUGGUAAAAAUGAAAUGUUGCAGUUAUAGGCACAAGUCUCUCAGGUCUGGGCAUCCACUGUUAAUUGUGUCCUCAAAUGGAGCUGAUAUCUCUAUCUAACUUCCAAAUUAGCCCUUAGAAGCAGACAUGUGCAGUCUGCAGCUCGGCUGAUUCUUACCCUCUGCCUUGUUCACUAAACUGUGAACCGGCUGUGUGUAAAGUGAUAGAAUAAGUUGAACUGAUAUAUGUUGAAAAACUUAAAUCAAUCACACUGGAAAUGUUAUAUGGUCAGAGGAACUUCUGCUGGGGGAUAAACUACUUCUUUAUGGAAUAAAAUCAGGCUCUGUUGACCAAACUGAUAAGCUCAUCAAAUAAGGGGUCCAUUUUUAACAUGGUUUUCUUAAUCUAUGACUCCUCUCAAAUGUCAGGAGCCGUACAAAAAACAUGAUGUGGUACGGAGUACUGGGGACCAAGGAGCUUUUACAGAGGACGUAUAAGAACCUUGAGCAGAAGGUGUUGCUAGAGGUAUGUAUUAGCACUUUGUAUUCUAUGUGAAGGCUCUUUUUUACUAGUGUAGCCGUGUUACCGUUUUAACAUUGAUUUUACAGCUCCCCACUUAGUCAAUAACUCUUCAAGUUCCCCAAUCAUUUUAUAUUGUACAGAGGCCUGUCGUUUGGGUUAACAAUCAUUGCAAGAGCACAUGUGGAAUAAACGUUAUCAAUUAGCACAUAACCUGAACAUUUUCUAUGUCACUUGCCAUAUAAACCGUUAAUAAUUUCAACACAGAGUACAGUAAACCAUAAACUCUGAGGAAUAGGGGCUGUGAUUAUAACACUAAUGUACAAAAACCACUCACACCACAUUCCACCAUUUACUGGCAUUAUUAUUUUUUUAUUUUAUUUAAAUACUAUUUUCUUGUUCACAUUAAUAAUUUAGCAGAUCCCUUUAAAACAGUUACGUGAUAUGACCUUCAUGUUCCUUGUACGUUACGGAUUCCUUUCUCUGUCUGGCUAUCAUCUCCUUUAUGUGUAUAUGUAUCUCUUUUUAGAAAUGUGUUCCUGUCACUGUGCAUUUCUCUGCCUCUCUGGAUGUGUUUGUCUCUGUGUCUGUCUCUAACACUGGUUGUGUCUGUCUUUCUUCUUUUAGAUGUCUGUCUCUUUCUUUCUCAGUGGAUGUGCGUGUCUCCCUCCACUUACCCCAAUGUCCCCCGCAGUGUGACGGGGUGCCCAUUCCCUUGCCCAGCCUCCAAGGCAUUGCUGUAUUGAACAUCCCAAGCUACGCCGGGGGAACUAACUUCUGGGGAGGCAGCAAAGAAGACGAUGUAAGUUACCAAUGAGGCUAAUUGAUAUGCAACUUGUCCUAUAUGUGGCAAGUGUCCCCCAUCUCACGUGGUUCCUUUGUUCUUCUCAGACAUUUGCAGCUCCCUCUUUUGAUGAUAAGAUCCUGGAAGUGGUUGCUGUAUUUGGUAGCAUGCAGAUGGCUGUGUCCAGGGUCAUUAAGCUGCAGCAUCAUCGAAUUGCACAGGUAACUGUAUUAAUCACAACACUGUUAGAAAUCAUUAUUUUCAUACUAAUUACACAUUUCUUACUGUUACAAUUGCAGAGGAGCAAUAGUAUAUGAACAUUUAUACUUCUGAUUUGUAGAUCUCUCGAUCAUUUGUAGGUGAUUAUUUUAAUCUAACUUUAGGUUUGUAAUUCAUUUCAUUAUAUCCGUUAUUUCAUUCUGAGUUUCAGAAGGUUUACUAAAAACAGGGCUCACAAAUUUCCACUAGCCAUUGGCAUGUGUAAAUUCUUCCAACACAAAUCUAACUUCACCCAUGUGUGACAUGGACCCUCCAGGCUUGUAGUGGCAAGGAACGUUUGAGGCCUGGCUUGCAGAGUAGGACUUAAAAUUCUACCCCUGCGAUAAACUGAGUAAUACACACAUGAAGGGCCACAUUUUGUGUUAAUUGAUUAUUUGAAUAUUGUAAAUGUGUUAAAGAGACUUUGAAGACAUUUAAAUCCUGAUGUUGGAACAAUAUUACUGUUCAAUACAUAAAACAGGAUUGUCAGAGUGACAGCCAAGAAAGGUAGCUUCUAGUAGCAGCCAGUAUAGAAACCAUGAUUCUGUGGUCUCUUUGAUUUGUAAAACCCCAUCAUAAAUGUUAUAUAGGUGCUUCAAAGGAUUUGUAAAUGAUUGUAAUAUCUGAGACAUCCAGAUUUCGGAACACUUUAAGAAAACUCUUGCUAUACAUUAGGGUUAACAUAUAUGUUAAACUUUAAGACUUCCAUAGACAUCCAUAUUACAGUAGGCCCUAUAAUAGGGUGAUUACUGGCACUGAACAUUCAAUUUUUUUGAGAUGCCUGCUGUUCUUUGUUUUUCCACCAGUGCCGUAUGGUGAAGAUUACAGUUCUGGGAGAUGAAGGAAUUCCAGUGCAAGUGGAUGGAGAGGCCUGGGUACAGCCUCCUGGAUUUAUCCGUAUAGUGCACAAGAACAGGACGCAGACUCUGACACGAGAUAGGGUAAGACAGUAAUCCUUGUACUGUGAGGUCAAUACAGACCAGUAACAGCCAAAGAAGUUCUCAACACAGGACAAAAAAUGUUUCAUCAUUAUCUGGAUUGAAAUAGGUUCUUAUACAGGGUUUAAUCACUAAACAGGAAACUGUGGAAAACUAUUGACUUAAAGUGUGUAUGUGCCUUGUCAAUCAAUCACAAUCCCCCUUAAAGAACCACUAUAGGCACCCAGACCACUUGAGCAUAAUGAAGUGGUCUGGGUGCCAGGUCCCCCCUAGUUUUAACCCUGCAGCUGAAAACAUAGCAGUUUCAGAGAAACUGCUAUGUUUACAAUGAGGGUUAAUCCAGCCUGUAGUGGCUGCCUCACUGACAGCCACUAGAGGCCGCUUCCGCGAUCCUCAAUGCGAAAAUCGAAUUGAGGACACGCUGAAGUCCAUAGGAAAGCAUUGAGUAAUGCUCUGGCUCUGGCCGUGCAUGCGCAUUUGGGGCUGACGUCGGCAGGGGGAGGAGAGGUCACCAGCGCCGAGGGAGCCCGGCGCUGGAUUAAUGUAAGUGGUCCAUCGGGAGGGGGGUCUUGAGGGAGGGAGGCACCUAAUAACCCUAUAGUGCUCCUUUAACUAAACUCAUCUUCUGCUGUUCAAAUCAAAGAACAAGAAAUACCAUGAAAUAUGCAAUACAUCUAGUUCCACAGCAAUAUUAUACCAGCUCCUUAAAUUCUCUGUACUCUGCUUUGAAUUGUGUGCACUUUCAUUUCUGCUUUGAGUUAAUAAUCCACUGCCAAAAUAAGAAAAAAAAAUGUAAAUGACUAUUUAGUAGAUACAACCCCCCAAUGAAACAAUGCAUUCAUUUAAUUAUGCAUUUUUUAUUGGAAAUAUUUUUAAAAACUGCUUGCAAAAGCUGCAGAUUUCUUGUCUGCAGCCUUUGCAAGCCCUCACUUUCGAACCCGACUAGACUUUUUGUGACUGUCCAAUCACAGACUUCCCAAUGCAGCUCAAUGAGAAGUCUUUGCAAGGCAGGUGCUCUGGGCAAUUGCUGCCUCAUAGGUUUAGCUCCACUGAACUACCAAACUAGGAAUUAACAGGACCUAGAUUGUCUGAUUGACAUGUAGUUGGUGUGAGAAGCUUCAUUUAUAAAAUUGUCAAUUUCUAUUGAAAUCUGCACGUUUUGCAAAAUGGAAAAAAAAAGGACACAUUUCAUACAUAAAACUUAUCAGCAAGUUGGAGUGUCCUUCUAUUAAAAUUGGUGUAAAUGCACGCACCCUCUUCUGCUCUCAGAUUAACCUUACCCAAUAAUUUUUGUAGGCGUUUGAAAGCACAUUGAAGUCCUGGGAAGAUAAACAGAAAUGUGAAGUUACCCGCUCUGCCACAUCGCCCCUGCAUCCAGAUGUGCUUUCUGACGAGGAGUCCUCACAGGUGUCACGGUUUGGCCAUUCUGCAGGUGCACUCAUCCAAAGGUAAGGGAAUGGCUGCUGGAUGCUUACUCCUCUUUGUCUGCUUCAGGGGUUACUUAAAAGCACCAUCACAGCUUUACAUGAUUGAGUGUACUGAGCAUACUCUCAGUAAUUUGUAAAAUUCUCUGUAGCUGUAAGUCACCCCCACAGAUAUGCCAAUUAGGCAGUCUGGAAUGAGAGUAAUAGGUUGACUUAUUAAUUCUGUGCAACCUGUGUGCAACACAUUCACAUCAUGGACAGAGCUCCUUCUCUAGCUGAAACAUGGGUUUUGGUUCUGCCGAUAAUUGCACUUAGCCUGCUUCACUAUACAGAUUUUAGAGCAUUUCCACCCAUCCUCUGUGGUGAGUGGAACUGCUUUUUUGUAUAAACUACUUAUCUUGUAAACCCUUUCUGGAAAUGCUUUAGUGAAAAAAUCGCAUAGACUGUAUAUGUGUUAAUAAAUUCCUCUGAUGGACUUCAUCUCUCUUUACAGCAUUAAAGAUAUAGCCGUUUCACACCCGGACAUGGAGCAGGAAUUGGCACAUGCUGUUAACGCCAGCUCUAAAUCCAUGGAGAAUGUUUAUAAUAAGAACUCUGAGGUACUGUAUAUUGUCAUUCUGUCUAUUACACCACUCUGACAAUACCUCAUUCUCUGCAUAAAUUGGUAAGCUGGGGUGGAAAUCUCGAUUCAUGUUGGUGUUUUCAGGCAUGGAGUGCGGCACACAUCAAUACAAGUUUAUCAAUACACAAUGUGAUGAUUGUGUGGAAAAUAACUGUAAUGUAAUGAGAAAUCAGCUUUAGAACUUACAAUGAAUUUGAUAUUUAUAUAUAUAUAUAUAUAUAUAUAUAUAUGUGUGUGUGUAUAUAUAUAUUUAUAUAUAUAUAUGUAUAUAUAUAUAUAUAUAUUAUAUGUAUAAAUAUAUAUAUAGUUAAAUUCAUUGUAUAUAUACACUAUGGUCAUUGAUGCCGCCCAAGAGUAGUGGGAGUUUGAGCGCAGGACUUGUUUUUGUGUGUAUAUAUAUAUUUAUAUAUGCCUUAUUUUUUUAUAUAUAUAUUUAUAUAUACCUGUUUUUGUGUGUGUGUAUAUAUAUAUAUGCCUAAAUUACUAGAUCAUGUAUAAUGAGUGACUCCGUAUGCACAAUUUCAAAGUUUUCCAUGUGUAGCGCCAACAUAAAAAGUGCAUGGCUAACCUUAGCAUGCUCUGUCCAUUAAUAUGAUAACUAGAUCAUUAUAGAGGCCAGUGUAUGGCUAAAUGAUGUUGAGAUGUUCAAUAUUCCUAUGAUUCUGAUAUAUGUAUAACACGUGUUAUGUACCUAGCUAUACAGUGUUUUUAUUGUGAAUUGCUGAAUUUAUUUUCAAAUCUUGAAGCAUCGGUGCUGAUUGUAGUUCUUUCAUAAAUACAACAGAAGCAGAAGUUAUUGCCCAGUUAAUACUGGCUAGAUCAGUGGUUCCCAACCCAGUUCUCAAGUACCCCCUAACAAUCCAGGAUUUAAGGAUUACUCAAUUGUGUCUAAGGUGUUUUUAGGGGGGGUGGGGGGGGGAAACACUUUAGACACAACAGGGUAAUCCCUAAAUCCUGGACUGUUAGAGGGGGUACUUGAGGACUGGGUUGAGAGCCCUUGGGCUAGAUGGAAAUGCUACUAAUAACCUUUUCACUUCACUUAUAGUCAUGGUUUGAGUUCAAACACAAAAUAGAAAUCACUGAGGCAUGCUUAGACUUGUUAGUGAUAGUAUGCCUAUCUAUCUAUUGUUUGCAGCAGUAGACAAUGAUAAGGUAAAUAUCUGUUGAAUUUAAGAACAUCUUAGAUGUCAAACACAAAUGACUCAAGCUUUGGUGCAAACAAUAGACAAAUGAACACUACAUAAAAGCACAACAUCAUUCAAUACAAACUCAAAAUGACACCAUAUUACUAGGUGCUGUUUUGCUAUGGUGGAAAAUAUGUAAAGUAACUUUGUAGUUUGAUGUACUUUUCUUUUCAUCUUUUCAUUGAUGUACAUUUUCUUUUCUGUUUUGCUCAUUGCUCCAUCUUUGCAGGGCCUAAGUACUGUUCAUGUAAUGGAGAUGGUUACAAAUGUCCGAGCACUUCUUAAUGAGACAGAGCUGCUACUUGGUGGGAGGAUGGCACUGGUGAGUAAGAAAAAGAUUGGUUUCUUUAGAUUGUCCUGGCCAAGUCUGUAAAGUCACUCCAGAUCCAAUGACCACAGUUUUUUUUGGUAUGUAUUAAUUAUUAGUAUUAUCAUUAGCAACAUUUUACGCAGUGCUUUCAAAUUAUAGAAUCGGGUUAUAUGAUAGCAAGUAACUUAACAAACAAAAUAAUAUUAACAGAGAAGAGGUCAUGAAAGUCCUGGUCAAGCUAGCUUUCAAUCUGGGAGGAAUCCUCACUGUACCAGUCACCUACUCGAUCUCUUUAGACUAUGAUAAUGUCUCUCCUCUUAUCUCCUUGUUGCUGUGCAGCUCCUCGACCCACCUCAGAAGGAACAGCUGGUGAUGUCUCUCAAUAACACAGAGCAAGAAUUGAGGAAACUUGCCGACAUUCCUUGGUUGUGCCAGAAUACUGAACAUGGAGAUGAAGAGGUGAGUUCUGAGGCUUUCAGUUUAUUACGCUGUUACUACCUGUCUAUCUCCUCAUUUUGUGAGUGUUCAAAUUUCAAACUACAUCAUAAAAUUAGAUGCCAUCCCCUUAACCCCCAAGCAGAUAUGUAGAAUUUUACGAACACCUUAUGUGAACAGUUUAUCUGGCUCAAAAACAAAUGUAAACAAAAUCAUCCUCAUGCAAUGUGCAAUGCCUGUUUGCAACAAAAUACUUACCUUCAUUGAUACAUAUUUGUGCAAUGCUGAUGAAGUGCUCCUUCAUAAACCAUUGAGUCCAUAUUUAUCCUUCACCAUUCUUGUUCAUUGGUAAGAUCAGUUUCAUAUAUUCACAGGGUGCACUGGAUUAUUCAAAGCUAAGACGCAGCAGUCGAUUUAGACUGGUCAACAAAUUUAAGAAGGAGAAGAACAGUCGGAACAAAGACACUGGAAACAGCUUAGGACAAUCUGGUAAAUAAUGUAUCUCUGUCCCCUCCAUAGCCGCAUGUGAUUGCUGUAUCUUAUCAAAAAGUAAAGUCAAUUGAACUACAGUUCAUAUGACUUUUUUUAGAAACGUGAAAGAACAAUGAUUGAUUGCGUAGUGAUUAAUACGUAGUUUAAUGGAGUGUAUUUAAUAAAUGCGUUGUAAAUCUUGCUGAAAGGCUGUGUGUUUGAAAAUGACUGAUAUUGAAUAAGUCUACAAAAUGAAAUCAAAUAUACUGACUGUGAAGAAUAAGAAUCUAAAUGAAUUAUAUGCUCUGUUAGUAACCCGAAAACCUGCACACUGGCCUUGUUUUACAAAUGAGACAUUUAUUCUAUAGCUACAUUGCAAUAAAAGAUGCCUUGGAAUGGGGUACAUGGUGUGUGUGGUGCAACUGCACAUAAUACAAAGAAGAGGGAUUUGGUGUAUUAUGUACAGAAUAAUAUAUGCAGGUCUUAAAAUGUACUUUCUUAAUUGCUAGUGUUGAUUGCAUUUUGACCACAGAACUUCACAAUCUGUACCAAACAGUGGAAUUUAUACAAAUUAAUUCAAUUAGAACAAUUGCAAGAGUCCAUACAUGCUUGAAUUUUCAAAUGGACAGAUCAAUAGAUAAAAAGAGAAGGCAGACAGUGAUUCUGGUACACCAGAAACCAAAGACCAUUUAAAUAUGUAUUGUGUUGUUUUUAUGUUAUGAUUAUUUAGAAAGUACUAUUGCAUUCCAAACAAUGACAUACAAGGCAAUCAGAGCAUGGUUGUGAAUAAAGAAUUCGACAUGACGGAUUAAUGUAUAAUAUACUGAUGGGCUCAGUCAUGUAAUGGAUCUUGAAUAUACAAGUGAAUAAGAAGUAAAGUCUAAAUAUGGUUCAGGUCGGAGGAGUGGGGCAUGGGGUUCAGUCUAAUUUUAGUGUGGUUGGGAAGGUAAUAAUUUUAAAAGGAAACAUGACUUUAUAUAUAUUUAAAAGGAAAACUGUUCUGCUGUGUCUGUUUCAUUGUCUGCCUCCACUUUCUAUAUUUACACUGUCUUUAUUUAAGUAAACUCAUAUUUCCAUGAUGCAAUGUUUCUCUAAUCAUAUUUCAGACAUGGGGAUUAGAUCUGGUGAGAUAUAUCAUCCUCAUGUAUAAACACUUUCAAAGAAUAUAGCAAAAAGACGCUGUUUGUCAAUGCAGCCCCCCCCAACCCCCAAACACAUACACGCAAUUUCUGUAGUCUGGACCAAAUAAAUCGCAUACAAAAUCUGAGUAUUUUUUAUUUCUCUGUUUCUAAAGAUAAAAAGGCAUCAGAACAACAUGUACUUUCACCAUGUAUCAAGUAAAGGUUUCAAUCAAAUUAAUUGCGUAUUCAAAGAAGGUCUGGUACUAUUCAAGGAACACAAUAUAAAGCCUAAGGAAAUAUGUAGUUAUAAGUCAUACAUAAUUGCUGCUAAUCAGACUUGAAACAUUUUUAGUCCUGUACGUAACAUUGUUGUAAAUUAAGUAUGCUGUGGGUACACUGAUCACUGUCCUGCAAAUCAUUUCCACUUUUAUACUGGGUGGUGGUGGUGUGUCUUUACUUUGAAAGUGGUCUGUCUUUGCUUUGGGUUGUGGUUUCUUACUGCGGGACUCUCUCUGACAGCUCACCUCUGGGGAACGGAGGAGGUGUCUCAAUGGUUGGAGCGGCUCAGUCUGUCUGAGUACAAGGAGGUCUUUACUCGUCAUGAUAUCCGUGGUUGUGAGCUCCUACAUCUGGAGCGUCGAGACCUCAAGGUAUCUCUCGCAGAUGUCAGCUCUUCCUUGCUUAUGGUGCUAGACUUAUCUCUCUCUCACCUUUUACUUCUAACAGUCAUAUUCCUUCUUGCAUGCUACUAAUCACAUUCCUUUGUCCGUCCAUAUGCCAUCGUGCUGAGUACACAAUCGUGCCUGUUUAUUUGUCCUUGUCUGUGCGUGUGCCAGUAUGCUGAAUGCCCAAAGUUUGUUGGUUUAUUCGUUGUGCUUCCAUUGUCUCUGAGUGUAGAAACAUACAGAAUAUACUAAUACUCCUGCUGAUAUAUUUUUGUAAUGUCUGUAACAUGCACUCACUACGGUAUUAAAAAUGCUGCAAAAAUCAUUCUAGCCCCAAUCAAUGAAAGCUAAUGCUGUCAACGCAAUAUUUCAUAUUCUUCCACCAACCAUUAAGUAGUUUGCUGACACUGCUAGUUGUCAUGUAAACAAUGUUAGGCAAAGAGGAAGGAAUUUACAGCUUGACUAUAUUUCAGCAGCAUUGUAAGAUAAGUAAAUGGUUGAUACCAGUAUCUAAAUUACUUGCAAUAGUAGAUUAAGGAACAUCAGGUUUAGGUGUCUUUCUGCUGAUAUAAGUUUGCACAACAGCAAAAAGUCAUUGUUACGGGUUUUACUGCUAGUUUGUUCUGGUUUAUUUUUCUGUAUUUUAUUUCCCGUUAAAGAGGUCCAAUAUAUUUUCCAUAUUAUAACGUCAAAUGCUGCGAGUUAUAGAACAUAACUGGACAGGUCGAGUUUUUAACUCCCAAAAGUUUUCAUCCAGUAUUUACACAUUUGUGCCAUUUUAACACCCCUUUCCUUGAAUGUAUUCCUAUCAUGGAUCCUGAUCUGCACAAAGAUUUAUCCAGUUUUUAAUUACUGUACUGUCAUGUUACAUUACUUUACAUUGUAGCUUAUUAUACAGCGAUUAAGAGUCCACCCCAUGCUGUCCUGAUUUGCUGGGAAUUCAAUGUAAGGGUACUUUUUCCAUUACUAACUAGCGAUAAUUUUUAAUUUUUCAGGAACUGGGUGUGACCAAGGUGGGUCAUAUGAAGCGAAUCCUCCACGGAAUUCAAGAACUGAGCCCCCCUCCUGUCAGUGUGGACUAGGAUCUGUGUUCACGGCGUGCGUUGCCCAGUCUGGGUGAUAUUUCUGGCUGGUGUUGCCACAAACCUCAAGUGACUUUGUGUAGGUUCUACUGCAGCAUUGUUCUUUGCUCCAGCUGCUGUUGUGCCAGGAGAGUUUUUAUAGAGCAGAUCACAGUUGUGCCAUGAGCAUUUUUAUAGCCAGUUAUAAGUGCAUACCUGUAUGGAAUUGCUGCAGCCAAAUGCAAAUGAGCCCUGGGAAUUUCUGCAGCAUAUCAUAUUCUUGGUAUGGUUUAUUCUGUAGUCAAGGAAGUAUUCUGUAUAUUUUGGAAACCAUUUACAGAUAAUCUCCCAUGUGCCACAGCAGCCAGUUUAUGACUAAAGUAACCGUUUUUGUUUAAGUGCUACCUCGUGUGACUGGGACAGAGCUGUCCUUAGCUAUUGUAAAGUGAGCAAAGCAAAAUUCACGCCAUCGAGUGCGCACACUCUGAAUUCCCUUUUCCUUACAGACUUUAUGUCUGGUCGACACAUUGCACCUCCCAGCUUCCUGCAAGUUCGACAAGUGUAAUUGUGGCCCAUCUGCUUCCCUGUGCUUCUUUUCCACUCAGUCCCACCAAGUGUGGGUUUCUACCUGUGUUAAUAUAAGUGCUUUUAUUUGAGGGUCCCUAUGUAAAUUGUGUAGUGUGCAAAGAGCGUUGCUUGUGAUUGUUGGUUAUUAUGAACUUUAAAAAAAAAAAAAAAAAACUCAGCUGUGAAGUGAUGACAACACAACUCUGGUCUGUGAUCAAAAGAUUGUUUACAUUUCUAAUAGGUACAUUUCUGAAAGCAGGAAACGGCCUCUGACCAAAAUGCAAACUCCUUGACUGGCAGAGAGAGAGAAGCAACACACCGCCUCUCUGACAGUCAUGGUGUCCAAAUCUGAAGUAUGGUUUCCUGAAUCUCUUUUCCAGGAUGUGGUUGUGGGUGUCCACAUUAAAUCUUCCCUCCUUUCUCUAUCCCGGGCAGGUCCCUUCCCAUCUAUAUCUCUCUAUCUCCUGCUCUACCCCAUCUGUGUGUAUUUAUUGUCCUGUGCCUUACUGCAUCCCCUGCUCUGUUUCUAAAGUGAUGUUAAUUCUUGUAAAUAGUGAUACUGUAAAGAACAUAUGCUGUUUUUACAGUAAAUGUGUUAAUAGUGACUUAAAUCUUGUCUCCUGACUCGUGAUUUCCAGGACUAUAUAUAAAUGAUGUCUUA
Messenger RNA from Pelobates cultripes (western spadefoot toad), 46661 nucleotides. Lineage: Eukaryota; Metazoa; Chordata; Amphibia; Anura; Pelobatidae. The record is from the annotation of a GenBank genome assembly.